CCUUGGCAAUGUCUUGCAGCCGCACUAAAACUUGAAGCAUUUAUUCCACUGGGAUAUUGGAAAGGAACUAGAGCAGGCACAGUGAGUGCAGUAACCAUCCUUUCACACCAAGACCCCGCAAGCAGCCACCAUGGCUGGGAUUGUACAUUGUAUCUGCUUCUCUCUGCUCUUUGGAAUGUGCUCAGCAGUGACAGGAUCUAGGAUUUACCCGGCCAGUGAAGGUAAGGAUAGGAAUUUGCUGCUGCAUCUUCUACUGCUGCAUCUUGGAGCUUCAUUGUGGCUUUCUGUGCCUUAGUUUUUGGGGGCUCCCAGGGACAGACAGAGCCUGCUAUGGAGUGCUGCCAGCCCUGUAUCUGGCACCAAGGUGGGAUGGUGGAGACUGGCUGCGGCACAACUUUGCCCUCUGGAGGAGAAGACUGGCACCAUGAAGGACAGAGUUCGCCUGCUUUUGGGUUGCUCCUGGAUGGACGCGAAGUGGGUCCCUGGAGACUUUUUGCUGCAGUUCUUUCUGGGUGCACAUAGCAGAAUUAGGAGAACGGAUGGGGCUUGUGUCCUGAUACUGCUGGGACCCAGUCCCUAUAUAGAGUUUCUCUAGCCCGUCACCUAUAGACUGCUGUAUGGCCAGCACUGUGUAUACUGUGACCAGUGUGUGCAGCACCGUGUAUAUUGCAGCAGUGUGCAUUUUAUCAAUACGGCUCCUGUAGCAAGUUUGAGCUAGUUAGUAGUGCUAUGUAUUCCAGUACUCAUUAUAAACAAAGCUUACCUUGUAAACUGUUAUUGUACGCAGCGCUGUGUAUAUUGACACACUAUGUGCAGUCCUUUGUAUACCAUGAAUGGAGCUCCUGUAGUCAAUAUCUGUGUAUAGCGCUAUGUGUGCAGCACUGUGUAUAUUCCAGCACUGGACUGGAGUGUUUCUUUGUCGAGCGCUGUGUAUAUCGCAGCGUCUAUAUAUAUAUAAACUAAUAUAUGUAAUAGGUCCCUUAGCUUAUAUAUAGUGUUACUGCAACCCUGUGUAUACUGCGAUACUGCAUGCAGCGCCGAGUAUACUGUGUGUAAGAAUUCUAGCCAGUGCUCUAUAGUUCGGUAAUCGUAUUACAAGCUAACAUUGAGGUGUUAAGGCAGGCUGCACUGUUUAUUGGUAUAAAGUACUAUGUAUAUUACCGUGGCGUGUUGUAUACUGAGAAAUGUUUGUAAGUAUAUUGUUGAGUGUCGUGGGUUGUGUACCGUACGCAGUACCGUGUAUACUGCGAGUUUGAAGCAUACUUGUAACCUUGUAUAUCGCUAAUUUCCCACGAUAUACCUGCUGUAUGAGUGCCCGCAGGUCAGUGAAUGCUGUGCUGUGUGCUUUGAGAAUGCCGCACAGUGCCGUGCAUACCGUGUGCUUUUACCGACCUGUUCUCUGCUGUAUGUAAAGCCAGCGUCUGUUACUGUGUUCUGCGCUCUGCACUCUGAGUUUUCUAACAUGUACCCACACAGAGCUGAGUAUACUACGAGCAGUGCUCAAAGUGUACCGAAUAUACUGUGAACUAUGGUGAAACUGUACCGAGUCUGCUGUGAGCAGUGUACUACUUAUUCUGUGAACUGGAGCUGUGCAAAAUAUAUUGUCAGAGCUAUGCACCACAGUUGAUAAAAGUUAUUGCAUACAAUAUAUACUCACCGAGAAUUGUAUUCACUAAAUAUAUUUGCAAAAAGCACUGUUUGCCUAUCAUGUCUUUUAUCUAUGUCUAGCUUGUCUGCCUUUACAUCUUUCUGUCUGUCUGCCAUUCCAUCUUUCUGUCUGCCAUUCCAUCUUUCUGUCUGUCUGUCUGUCAUUCCAAAUUUCUGUCUGCCAUUUCAUCUUUCUGUCUGGCUGUCUAGAGACCUGGAAACAGUGUAUAUCUCUAUAUCCUAAUAAUUCUUCCCUAUCAAUGUUGCAAUCUCACGUUCCGUCCACUAUAUAUAUAUAUAUAUAUAUAUAUUCCAUACAUCGAGUAUAGGAUGAAUUGGAUAUACCUUGGGGGAAGUUUGCGGUAACACCCGAGCCAAAAAUAAAAUAAAUCUAGCAAUAUACUAGCAGAGUCUAUAUCCAAGCCAGGGUGUCGUAUGUGUCCAUCUCCCCUGUUUUAGUAAUAAUUGAGGCCAUGUGUGUGAAUUGAUUUCCCAUUUAAUAAGCCAGGAGUGGACACACGGUAUACUCAGUGUACAGCUCACCCCUGGGACAGCCUGACACAGUACAUGUCUUGCACUUUACAUGAUCGACAUGAGCACCUGGAUUUCAUUUUGGCUAUUUAUGUGAUGUGUCUGUGUUUCAAUUAAUUCUUCCUCUCUAGAAGUAUACAACAACAAAAACUAACAAUGUGUAUAUAUCCAUUCUAGACUAUGCAAAGUUAAUGGCCAUAUUAGUGGUCAUGAUAUAUUUAUAUACACACACACAAGUACUGUGAUCUAAUCUAGAUUUUUUAAUGAAGGUAUUUAAAUAGCUUUAUGUUUAUGGAUUUGUAUGGAUGUAUUUGUGAUGGAUAUACAAAGUAUAUGUAGGUUCUAGUUGGCAUUUGUAGCUAUGGUAGAUUCUGGGCUUAUUCUGCUAUUAAGUUGCCCCAGUGGCUAUCUUGCACAUAGCCAGCUAGUGAGUUAGCUUUGAAUGCAGAUCACGUAUGUCUUUCUUUCUCUCCCUUAUCCCCCUCUUUUUGUUUAAAUUCAGCCACAUUGCUUUCUUUGUAUUUCUGAUCUACUUUAUACAAAUACAGAUGGAUGUGGAUUUAUUCCACUCUAAAAAAAAAUAAUAAUAAUAAUAAUAAAAUAUAUAUAUAUAUAUUGCAAAUCAUCAUUAGAUGUAUGUAUAGUAAAAAAAAAAACCUGUAAAAAACACCCCCCAAAAAUAAAAAAUGUAAGUUAAACCCCCCAAAACUGAUAUAUAUCAUCAGAUGUGUAGUCAGUCGCCCAUGUAAGAUCAUGGAGGAAGCUGUUAACAAUGUGUGGAUUUGACUGAGCCAAUUCACAUAUUCAGAUUUCAGAUUCAGAUAACUGGUUUGAUCCGCACAGAUCAGCAAUGUAAUCCCUUCCUGUGUGAUUUAACACUGAGAGCAACAGCUCUCAACAGUUUAAAUACUUAUUACAAGUCAGUCAGACCAAAUACAAUGUAAAUGUCAAUCUAGAAUAUAUAUAUAUAUUGAAUCAAACGUCCUAUGCAUUAUGAGUAAAAUGGUUAUUUAAUUCAGUCUCUCAGAAUACUUUCAAUAAUAUAAAGCACUUAGUCUGUAUACCCAUUGUACAGCGCUGUGGAAUUUGUUGGUGCUUUAUAAAUAAUAAUAAUAAUAAUAAUAUAUAUAGUAUUGAGUAUCCAUCAUCAUAAGUAUAUGCCAUUAACAGGUAUACUCCCUUUUCAUUGCAGUUACGCUUCUGGAUUCCAGAUCAGUACAAGGAGAGCUUGGUUGGAUAGCUAGUCCUCUAGAAGGAGGGGUAAGUUCUUGAUUUUGUACAAUUACAAGACUGUAAUAGGAUGAUUGACUCUUUAUGCUCAUUCCUAGAGGCUCACUUUUGGUUGAUUGUGCGGAAUGGCUUAUUACCUCUCCAGUCCACUGUAUCAAUUACCUUUUGUGGGCCUGAAACCUUAUAUUUCAGUGGGGUAGUCAUCACUGUCUAACUAAGGAAUAGCAGAGAAAAAAUAAUAAAAAAAAAUCCCUUUAAAUAAGGGGAUUAUAUGGAUCACUAUUAAUAAUGGGAAAUAUGAUACAGUAGAAAUUUGACAUUUGUUGAUGAAAUUGAGAUAGUUGUAAGCACAAAAUUCGACAAAACGACUGUUUAUUUAUACAUGUUAAACCUUUGUGCGUAACACUUGUAAGCAUUUUUAUAUUCUGCAUCUAAUGUUUAUUUGUCCCUUACAGGCAUUGGGUUUAGAAUGUUGCUUUUAUUUAAUUUGUACAGGCCACAGUUUACCAAUAAGUUAUAAAUUCUCUUCCAAGCAAAAUUUCUAACACUUUUUUUCGCUAUUUAAAUAUUUCACAUCUAAUAUGUGUAUCCGUCAGAAUUUCCUAUAAUGUUUCAGGUUACUCAAAUAAUUAAUUACAGUCUUUCCCGAGUUAGGAUAUUAAAUAGACAGACUAAUAAGAAUUUCACUAUUAUUUACUAAAAUUUGCAAUUGCUUUUACUGAUGAGAUUUUUCUUGCAGAUACAGACAAUUAGGCCAGUGUUAUUUUUUUUUGUUACGAUUCUUUAGCAGCUCAACUAACUUUGUCUGUGCUGUCAGAUUAAAUUGAUGAUUGAAUGAAAAAAACUCAGAUAAAGUCCUACUUAUAACAUUACAGAUUGGCAUUAAUAUUUGGUAGUUAUAUUAUUUUCCCAAUAAUAGUGUUUGUAAAGUAGCACUUCUCUACACAAUCAUAAGGGUCACAGCAGUCUGUAGUUUCACUAUGAAUUGUGUAAUUGUAUGUUAGGUUAGUAAGGACAAUAAGGCUGGAAUUAGAGGGAACAUCUAUAUUAGAUUAUCAUUUUAUCGCUGACACUUAUAGUUGUCAUUUUAUCUUGAGAGACAAAGCUCUAAAAUCAUCAGGAAGCUUGCUUUUCUUCUGAAUGCACAAACAGCCAUUAGAGGGCAGAAUUCCAUCUACUUGUUACAAACAGAUUAAAUCCAAAACAUACAAAAAUAUCUUAAGAGCCGAAAUCAGUAUUUACUAAAUAUCAGUGUGGGACGUAGGGAAGAGAUGUGCAACAUUAACAAUAAAACGGCUGAACUGGUUAACAUUUAAAUUGCCAGGCUACUCAUCAUAUGUUAUUUAGUCAAUAGAUCCCUGAACUCCCGUAAAAAUUUUUUUCUCAGUAAGUCUCAUCAUGUAUUACAUACAUUAUACUUUUGUUAUUAUUUUUUUUAAUUACAAAUAAAUAUAAUUUUUUAAUUUGUUUAGCUGCAAACUCAGUAAAUUUGGUACCUUGUUAUUUCAAUCUGAUUUUUUUUUACAUUUCUGGGAAUCCUGGCUUAAGGUUUUUUUUUCGUUCCUUUGUUUUUUUAACUAUGAAUGAGCAUACACCUAUUCUUAAAAGUAAAAGCAAACCACCAACCAAAUAUUGCUGUGUCCAUUUUCACAUUAUCACUUUAGAAACUAUUGUGAAUUUCACCAUUUUUUGAGCAUCCACUAAUUCUGAGUAUAGUAUUGAUUUUUUUUAUUUUUUUUCAAUUUUGAAAGCAUAUGUCAACAACGAAGAGGGCAGAAUGAGUGACAGGCAGGUGGCACUGAAUCCAAUGUAUAUUUACUUCGUAUUGUUGCAACAGACAGUGUGCGUCACAGCACAGUAUUCUCUGGAGCUUUUGUUCUGAUACAACAUGCCUUAUUCCCACAGCAGAUCAGUACGGGGUAUAAGGAAUAUGAGACACUCCAUCUACCAGAUCCUUUGCCCAAUUGCUCUUUUAAUUUAAUGGGCACACAUGGGAUAGAUAUUGGAAACUUGGGAGUCAGGCAACAAAAGAGUUCUGCUACAUCAAUAUGUGACUCUCUUGUGUUUUAGUAAAUUAACUCACAGCAUGACUGACAUUUAAAUGAAGAUUUUUCUGAAUGCAUGAUUUGACCGUGACUUGCUGUCAGGGCAUAUAACUAAUAAGAAUACAUUGCAUUAUUGGUCAUAUGUACAUUGUCAGGCUAGCAGCAAUCUUUAAGUGACACUGAUUUUCCUUGCCACUUUACUGUCUGUCUGUGGACGUGACAGGUUUGCUCUAAACCCAUAUACGUAUUUGAGCUAUUUUUACACUACUUGUGAAAAAUGUAACAGUACAGGUGCAGCUUUGACUCCUCAAUUCCCAUGCAUAGCAUUUCCUUUCAGAGCCUAGACUGCUUUCCUGCAUUUGAGCAGUAGAUCAGUUUGCCUUUGGCGUUUACUUGAAAAUAGACAUUUUCAAUCUUGUUGCAGGAUCGUAGGCUAGGAGAACUCGCCGUGUACAGAUGUUUCAAAACGUUGUUGUAAACAUACGUGUUCAUUUACGGCCUUUACUCAUGAUGCAGUAAAAGAAGUACCCCACAAAGAGACUCUAUUGUGAUGGGGUUAUUUUAAGCUAAGUCAGCCCAACAAUUCCACUAGGGAAUCUACAGGAAAAGUAUAUUAAACAUAGCCAAUCAAGUCACAUGACUAACUGGGAUUGCUUAUGUAAUUUUAGUUUAUAGGUUCCGCUCUACAGGCAGCGAAAUUUACAGAUGAUACGCAAGGCCUACAGGGUUAUUUGCCAAAUUGUGAAUUCUGGAAAAUUGACGAGUGAAUUGCAAAUUUUAUGCCGAACUAGCUCGAGUGGAACAAUUCUCAAGCUUAACUAUUUUCCAGCUUACUUAUAUUGCUUUAAAUUGUGCAGUUCCCUUGUAACUUCUCUAAAAUUCCUAGUUUAGUGCACAAAUCAUUAUUUUUAAUUAUUUAUUUUCUGAUUUUUGUUUUUAUUCGACGCUUAGUUACUCAUAACAUUCCAAAAUGUUUAAACUUGAAUUUUCCAAUUAAACAGGUUUCUGCACCAGUUGGGGCAGAGCAAUUUGAGGCAUUCUAAUCGUACACUGAGUCGUUAUAGUGAUAGCUAUGAUUUGCACAGCUUUCCCAUGAUGCUCCAUGGAGGAAUAAGAUUGACUGCGCGUUGAGGGCAAUAUAGCCAACAACUGUUGGAGUACUAUAAUGAACCAUGAGUUAACACUUUACGAUUCUACAAUAAACUUGCAGUUGAAGUUAUUCCUUUAAAUAAAACUAACAAAAAUAAGGGUAAUUUUUUUAACAUGAUAUAAUAACUUAUUUAUUCACCUUGUUAUAGUGGGAAGAAGUGAGCAUUAUGGAUGAAAAAAACACUCCCAUUCGAACGUACCAAGUCUGCAAUGUAAUGGAGUCAAGCCAGAACAACUGGCUACGGACUGACUGGAUCCCCCGGAGUGGGGCACAAAGAGUGUAUGUCGAGAUUAAAUUCACUUUGAGGGACUGCAACAGUUUGCCUGGGGUGAUGGGCACAUGCAAAGAGACAUUCAAUCUCUACUACUAUGAGUCCAACAAUGACAAGGAACGAUUUAUUCGUGAGACUCAGUUUCUUAAAAUUGACACCAUUGCUGCUGACGAGAGCUUUACUCAGGUGGACAUCGGAGAUCGGAUCAUGAAGCUCAACACAGAGGUCAGAGAUGUUGGCCCACUUAGCAAGAAGGGUUUUUACUUGGCAUUUCAGGAUGUAGGUGCCUGCAUUGCUCUGGUGUCUGUCCGUGUUUUCUAUAAGAAAUGUCCAUUGACUGUGAGGAACCUGGCCCAGUUUCCAGAUACCAUCACAGGUUCGGAUACCUCUUCAUUGGUGGAGGUUCGUGGUUCAUGUGUCAACAACUCGGAGGAGAAAGAUGUACCUAAAAUGUACUGCGGGGCUGAUGGCGAGUGGCUGGUGCCUAUUGGGAACUGCCUUUGUAAUGCUGGCUAUGAAGAACGCAAUGGGGGGUGCCAAGGUAAGAGUUUCAACUAUAUGUUUCCAUCUGGUGUCAAAUUGUGUAAUUGAAUCUGCCACAAGAUGAAUAAAAACAAGCCAUUAAUUAGCAGAUCCUUGGGGAGGGCAGUUGACAGAAGGGCUGCAUACACAAGGCCAAGAGGUCCAGGUGGCAGGGCUGGCACUGGGGAAAAUUUGAACAAAUGGCAUGGCAGAAGGCAGGGAAACAUACACAAAAACUGGCUCGAUACAGAUAGCUCUAAAUUAAAUGUUUUCCUUUUUUUGCUUGUCUGUGUAGCUAGGUAAGUCAAGAUCAUCAUGUUGCUCUUUGUAACUAGACGAUCUAGAUUAUUAAUGGUGGCAUUAAGUCAUUACAGCGUAUUGAUAGCAUUAUAUAGCAAAUUGCAUUCCUUUAUAAUACCAUUAUAUUGGUAUUUUUAAAUAGUUGCAUUUUUGUUCUUUCACAUUUAGAUAAUAGAUGCAUUGCAUUUGUUCUAUUUAUAUUUGAGUGUAUGUAAAGUAUUAUUUUAUGACCAAAUUUGUUUUUGCAUUACUGUUGGAUAAUUUAAAUACAAGCAUGUUACUUGCAUCAGCUUUUUAUACCCAAAGUGUUUUAUUUGGAUGAUGCCAUUUUCUUAAAGUGGGCACUGUCACCGUCUUGGGGCUUUGCAGAAUUCGCAAAGACCCCCCCCAAACCUUUCUUCCCCGAAGGUGACAUCACCGCUGGGGGUCCAACAGCAGGGGGUGGAUGCAGAUAAUGGUGAGUUCCUCUUACCUGAACAUGUCCCUCGUGGGCAUGGCUACCUUCCUCUGGUGGGUUCUUUUCAGCUUCUGGCACUUUAGCGAGAGUACAGCAUUAACGUCUAGAGCAGGCAUAAGCAACCUUCGGCACUCCAGAUGUUUUGGACUACACCUCCCAUGAUGCUUUACCAGCAUUAUGGGUGUAAGAGCAUUAUGGGCGAUGUAGUCCACAACAUCUGGAGUGCCGAAGGUUGCCUAUUCCUACUCUAGAGAAUGGUGAUGACUGGGGGAAUUAUACUUUUAGAUGGUGGUAGCUUCGCCCAGUGUCAAGAAGUGUCACGCAUAGGAAGUAUACAAAGACAAAGUGGUUUCUAUUUUGUCUCUGUAUAUUUCUUGACUGGGUUGAAUUUUAGUGAAAUUCCAACACAUUCAAUAUGAGUAUUUCAUAAAGAUUUUAUCUUUAUGAUAUACUAUUUUUUUUAAUAUUUUUUUUUUGGGGGGGGUGAGGAGGGGGAGCUAUGCCACUGAAAGGGCAGUAAAAAUGACUCAUAAUUAAUUCUUAGCUAUUGUCUGUUUAAUGCCAGAAUAGUAAUGUACUUUUUAAAGACAAAAGAAAUAUGGGCAACAUUCAAAUUGUUUAUCUAAAAUUUGCGUAGGAAUAUAUAUCUUGUUGAUAUGUUCAUUUAUAAUUACGUAUUGAUGUAAAGCAUUCUGUUUGUUUGUAUAGAAGAGCUUCUGGCUCAUCUGCUAAAGGAUAUAAGAAAAUAAGUUGCUCCAGACUUUUCUCAAAGGUUCAUUUUUUUCUUUUGGGAGGGGAGUUUGUCAAACAGUGAACACUGUAAAACCAAGGACAAUCCGUUUUCCUCUUAUGUCAUGUCUGUAGUAAUAAAGGAAUGUAGACAGGGUGCUUUACUUUUGGCCAUGAACUCUAAUUUUAGGAGGCCUUGUCACUUUACUAAAAACUCCAUACAGCAACAGGUUACUCAUCAGUUCUCCCACUGAGCAUUGUAAUACUUACAAUUAAUUAAUUGCUGGGGUGUUCAGAUUUUCCUUUAAGAAUACUUUUGACCAGACCAGACUCAACCGAUUACAGUUUGGCCUAUACUUUAAGAAAUAACCUGGGCAACUAAAUAAUUGUUUGAUUCUAAAAUAUAAAACACAAAACCAACAUAAUGGCUCUCUGGCUCUGUGUAUACCAACCUGAACCUUAGCCAAGAUUUUGUUAUCAAAGCUAUUUUUCCCAUAAUGGAGUUAUUUACUUAGAAAUGACUUUACAUAGAAAAAUACAUUGAGAUUUCUUCUAUUUUCAAAUAUUCCACAGGGACAUUUUCUUUGUGUGUCAGAUUUUUUUAUGUGCUCUGUUCCACGCCUUUACACUCCUCAAUGUCACUGUGUUAUAUAUUCUACUGCUUUCAGGUUUUUUUUUUGCCGGCCUGACUUAUGGUCAACUUUUUGACCCAAAUUAUGCCUCUAUGGAACAGCAUCUGGCUUACAGGCCAGCAGUUGGCUGACCGCGAAUGGGCCUCAUGCCACUCCUCACUUCUGCUCUACUUGUUUUCAGCAGCCAUCAGCCUGAUAUUAAAUUAUUGGCAUUCAUGGAAUCUCAGGGGAUUCACCUCUUGAAUGUCCAGUUUGGUCUCAGAUCUCAUACAGAUAAGAGCCAUGGGCGUGAGUUUGGGGCAAAUUAAUUGUCCCUCUGAGACGAUAAGAAAGAACACCAGUCUGAAGGUUGUGACCCCUGCUAGCAGGUUGUUCCUCAGUUGUCUAUGAGAGUUUGAUCCCAAGCAGACUGAACACAAGAGAGAGGUCUAAAGGUCAUUUAAUCCCUCAUCUAUCUUCCUCCUGUCACUCCUUAGUCACAGCCAAAGAUUGAUUAAGAUCUUCAGUUUGACAGAGUCCUGCUGGGUUUUACUGGACAAGAGUCAGGGGUAGGGAAUCCAAAAGCCUUUGAAUGAUAUCCUUUGGCAUAGGGAAUCAAAUAAUGCUUAGAUCUAAGGUCACACACAAGCUCACUGUGCCAGAUUGUGCAGAUGUACAUUUUGCAGAGUACAUAAAAAUAUAUAACAAUAUUAAAAAUAAUAAUUAUGUAGACAUUGUAAUUAUAAAUGUAUUUAUCAUGUGGGAUAGUGCGCAAGUAACUCUUUUCUUUGGGAAUUAUAAGUAUAUGUCUGUGGACACAUUUAAUACUAAAUAAUUAAAGUGUCUCGAUGACUACAAUGCUUAUAGUAAAGAUAAUUCAACCCAGAUAUUAGCAAUGAUUCAUAUAAUAAUUACUGCAUUUAUUCAAUUUCUAGACAUGACUUUUUUUACUUUUUCUUCAUACAUUUUUUAGUUAAUUAGCUACCAGCUGAAUAGGUUUGCAUUAUAUCCGAUCUAACAAUUAGGAGCUGUUUAUUGGGUUUUGAUUCUUGAACUGUGCAGGUGUUGCAGUUUUAUGUAUCUUAGUCAGCUAAGUGGCUUAUUCACUAAAUGGUAAUUGUCAAAUGCUGACAGUUGUAUAACAAAUUGCAGUUUAAAAUAGUUAAGGAAAAGUAAUCCAUGAUAGGAAAUUUUACAACUUUAUUUUUAAUGUACUAUCAUUCACUGUUUAGGCUAUAAACCCCUGGCUGUGUAUAUAAAACUUCAUAAAUUUAUACAAGUUCUUAUAAAACAAUAAACUGGCUUCAUAGUACCUGUGAUAAUGGAAUUCAAAGUAUCUGCUUCUAAGGCAAAUUGUCUGCUUUUACCAUCCAUUCAUCCAUCCAUCCAUCCAAGCUUUGGUUUGUUUUUACCAUUCUAAGCAGCAGAUGAACUACAUGCAGGCCAAAACUUCAUUUUUUAAAUGGUGCCCUAGCAAGUGCAUAAGGUCCACAGUGGCAAAAUUAAUAUAAUUUAAGGGAGCUACAGCCAAUUCAUUUUCUAUAGAUCCCAGAGACCAGUCUGUUAAUUAUCAAAUAAAAAAAAACAAAAAAACCAUGAUCUACUGAUUAUGUCUAAUUCUGAGAGUUUUUCUUUCCUCUUAAAAGCUCUUCCCUUGGCAUCACACUUUGUAAUAACAUUUUGGGCAUGGAAAGGAUGUGGCGUAAGAAGGGAGAUGUGUGGGACAUGCAUUUAUUCAUUCUUUAUUAAGAGGCAGACCUCAGGAUAAACAGCAAUUAGAGCACCAAACAGACUCGCUGAGCCGAUCUAAAUUUUUUAUUCCUAUCAGCAUGAUGUCCUGGUUGGUAGUUUCAAAGGAUUUCAAUGGCGGCACCUCUGGCAAAAAAAAAAAAAAAACAUAUAAACUGUAUGGAUUAAAUGAACAGGAUCGUAUCCUGAAGGACUGAACAUGCCCUCACCAGGCAUGAUAUACGAUAAGAAUAAUUAUUUAAAAACAUUUUUUAUCUGCCUCCUCAGCAUGCCAACAUUUAUUUAAGUACAUGUUGAGCUGGGUAGGUGGCACUGCUGCUUUGGAAUUAACAUGGUCUUAGCAAUGAGCUGCCUGCAGAAAAUUCACUUGUUUGCAUUUUAAGAAGAUACAUUGAAUAAUUCUGCAGAUCUUUCCACCUUGAUGGCAGUGGGUUAAAUAUAGCAACUCAUUUAGGGUAGACAAAACCUGUUGUUAUGGGUCUGUAAUUGCAAAAUGCAGUUUAACACUCCAUUCAAAUUAUGAAGUAUAAUUUAGCAUUUAAAUUAGUAGGACUCUUUUAAUUAAACCCCUAGCAUGACAGAUGACUUGCCAGGACUGUCGUAAUAUCUUCAGAUUCAAAAGUAAUAAAAAUGAUGACUUAUCAUUAGCACUGAGCAGUAGUAGUGGAUCACUAUUCCCAUUACUCUCAUUAACAGCCCACAAUAGCUGCAGUGUCAAAGUUUAGCCACUAUACUGGAACAAAUCAGGAUGUGGCAUUACAACUCUUAUAAACCUCAGCCAGCAUAUGGCUGGCUGAGAAUAUUCAGGUGCAGGUUGCCUUGCUUGGUAUCGAGGGUUAUAAUAGGGUUAAAGAUUGAUUUUGGAAUCCUGCUGAUUCAACUGAUUGAGGUGCAUGUGACAGGCAGUGGCCUGGCUGCUUGUGGCUGAGAAAUAGAAUUGGAUACAGAAUAGCCAGCUGUAUAUUUUCACAGUUGUUAUUCCAUCGGAGAGUGGGUGGUGCUGCUGCUGUAAUGAGUUUUCCAACAUAUUUUCCUACAGAACUAAAAUCAAGACAGAUGUAAUUCUUUUGAGGCAGGAAGGGACAAAUUAGGUUACCAGUUUUCAGCAGUGUGGCUUUGUGGUUAUUAAAAAAUAGGCUUUUCCAACGUCCCACAUUCAACUAGUCUACAGCUUAGCCACUGUAUCUUGAUUUUCAUUUCAGUGUGCCCUGUGUGCCAAUGCCAAUACAAAAAUACAUGUAAUUCUAAAAAUCACGCAAACAUUCAACUGUAAAAGCGCUUUGCUCCUUUUUGGGUUGUGCCAACAGUUGACCAGAAACAAGAGAGGGGCCCUCGGAUAUCAAUUAGCAUGUCAAUGCAUCAUCAAAAUGAAUUCUAUUCCUGUUUUCCUGCUUUUUUUUUUUUUAAUAAAGCCCAUCUGCUUUUUUGUUCUUGGCAUUCCCCUUUCUAUCCUGUGCCACCUUCACCCUUGAUGCAAAUUUUUGGCUUAGAAUUUUGGAACAUAAAAGCAAUGGGAAGGGAAUCCGUCUGUGCAUAUAAGUAACAAUUAACCCUUCUGAGCAUGUGCUAGCUAGCUAUUAGUGUGCGUGUGUGUCUUUAUAUAUAUAUAUAUAUAUAUAUAUAUAUAUAUGUGUCUACAUGCAUUACCCCUAUGAUAAUUAACCCUUUGAAUGCAGGAAAGUGAGAUGUGCAGUGGGUAUGUAUUUUUAGCUCUCUUAGAUAUUGAGGCCAAACUAAAGAUUACGCCAGGCUACAUGCCACUGAGCAUUGUGGGUGUCAGCCUUUAUGCAGGUUUAUUGGGGCACUGGCCCCAAACACUGUUCAGAUGCUUUGCCCAAUCUGUAUUUCCCCAGCUGCAGUGCUGUACAUGUGACGGGCACCCAGUGAAUCAGUGUCUUUAUUCCCUGGUUGAGGGUGUAACAGACUUAGUAGGGUGAGUCUGUGGUACACUCCACCUUUCAUACUAGGCCAUGCACUUUAUGUAACUCUGAUUGUUCCCACGCCUUAUCCUUAGUACAUGUUUUGUGCUGAACAAAAAACAAAACAAAACAAAAACUGCUUCCUUCCUCUGUAUUUGUACCGUGCUUCCUAUUACCCCGGUUUACUGGUAGCAAAUGCUUGUAAGGUGUAACCUUUCAACGACUAGAAUGGAUCUCACUGUUUGGGUGCCAGAAAGCUUACUUGAUAAGCUGUUUUUGCAAAGUGAUAGUAUUCAGCAUUUGAACAUCCUCUUUAUUCCAGAUACUUGCUGUUAGAAGAGAUCCAUAUCACCCAGUUAACACAAACAGCCGUGUAGAGAAUCAGGGCUAACUGCAGCCAUUAGUAAAACAAGGAUCCCUGAGAAAUACAGUGGGUUUAUUUAAAUGAGGCGCACACACUCACACUCUGACUAAACGUGUUACAGAAUUCUUCUAUGGAGGCUAUUUUAGCCUGAGCUUUGCAAAUCCAUUGCAAUCUGACCACUAUAUGCUUUCUAGGAACUUAACCCGUUGGUGACGACUUUGCAACAAGGAGCUUACAGUUCCAGCAUUUGAUUUAACAACUAAAGCUUUUUACCUUUUUAUGCUUACUUUAUAUAAUAUCAAUCAUGUGAUUUAUGUAAUGUUUGAUCUUUCCUACUACCAGGUGUUCCUUAACCCAUUAAAGACACAACUUCUGGAAUAAAAGGGAAUCAUGACGGAAUAUUUCCAUCAUGUGUCCUUAAGGGGUUAAAAGGACCACUUAGAGUAGUUUUUUCCCUCUUACUUUUCUGUGUAAGUCACAGAAUAUUUCCAGCUGUAACUUCAAGGCUUAACAUUUCAUGUUCUAUGAUACUAGACUGCCCUUAAAAGUUGCUCACCAUUGCAAUGCUGAAGCUCCAUGGCACAUGACACUCUCAGCUAGGUUCACUUUCAAUCAUUAGUGGAAAUAUUGAGCCUUAGUAAUCUUCUUUGUGGGUCAAUUUUUAGAAACAAAAUGACAAAAUGGAAUAUAGAAGGCAUUGCUAAUAUAUUUUUUUCAGAGGUCACUGGCACCAAAGCCUAAAAUGUAUCUCCUGGCAGUCUUUGCCCCGCAGGUAUUGCCAACUUUUUUGUAGUUUAUAAAUAACUAAAUAAGUGUGAUGCAGACUCAGCAGUCCCAUUGCCUGCACAGCUAGAGUGAGUGAGCAAUAGGGACAAUGUCCAAUUUCCUGCUCACAUCUCAGUGCCAUAUUCUUGCAAAACCUUCCAAAUUUGACACCUUAAAUUAGAGCCUCCAGAUGGAUGUGAAGUGUCCUUGGAGACAAACAGUAGGUGACAAUACAUUAAACAGCAGAUGCAAUAUACAUUGAACCAACACGGUUUAUCUGCGUUACUGUAAACAAAAACCUUUGACGGAAUCUCAAAUACAGGAUCAAAGGCAAUUAAGAACACACACUCAAUUCCAAAAUGAAUUAUAUGAAAUGCAAAAUAAGGCACUGUUAUCAUUUUAAAGGAUUGUAAAUCAAAUAUUCACUUUGGGAAGAAGUGUUUUUACAGUUACCGUUCUAACAUUCGUAUACUUAAGAAAAACACAAACUUGUCACGAAAGGUCAGCCUUACAAUACAUUUCAAUGACAGAUUUCUGAUUUGUAAAUUAUUUAUCGAUCGAUCAGAAUAAAAGCACAUUCAGACUAUGUUCCGCUAUAUGAAAGCCAUUCCAAUGCCACUCAAUCAUGGAAUCACCACUAACAUGUGCUAGAUUAAUGUAGUCUGUAUCGAUACCUGGAAUUCAAAAGAUUUAGAAUAUUUAUAUAUGUGGUUGAUUCCUUUUGCUUCAGAACCACAUUCUAGAAUUCUCAGACAAAGAAAGCCAUGUGACUUAUUGAUACCCUCUGUCACUUAUGCACAAUCCAAACACCUAUAUCUAAUGUGUUAAUGUGUGAACAGAAUAUGCAAUAUUCUAAAAAAUAAUUACCAGUCAUCUUCACCUGAUUUUAACAAUUAUAUUUUUAGUAACUAGUAAAACACACUUUUAUUGGAGGGCUGUUCGGAUAAGAGUUUCAAACCCAACAAUGAUAGUCACUACUUGCUUUUGAAGCAACAGCAGAUAUAAACCAUUUAUAAUUAUUUUUAUUUGGUCAGCUGCUGAAAACUGCCCUCUCUGUAGUUUGAAAUCAUACCCUUGAAGUGUUAAAGGAAGUGGAUUGAUGGGAGGUGCUAAGAGGUACAGUGUUAGUAAACAGAGGGAUUUGUAAAUCUGUCCCCAGGUGCAUUCACUUAUUUCUCUUUUGACGUGUAGAUGAGCACUGACUGAGUUGGAGUAGGUGCUAUAUUAUGAUUAAUCAGUGAGAGGAACAAGGUUGGAUUAAUUAUUCAGUGGCAAAUCAUUAGAAUAUGGAUGCCAUGUUCUCCUUUCCCACUAAACAAAGUGUCUUGUCACCUUGGGGGUCAUGUAAUAAAGUGUGAAUUCAAAGUUAAUUCAUAGUAUUUCACAUUUUAGGCCCAAGUAGUCAAAUUGGAAACAUUCUUUAAGAUCAGCUGUGUGUUUUCAGUUGAGUUAUUUUGGCCUAACAUUUGCAAAUGUUAAAAAAUACUACAUGUGUAUAAGCAUGCAUGCAUGUUCUUUUGUGUUGUAUAUUGUGUACGAGACAUCAGAAUAGACACAAGGCUGGCUCAGAAUGUUUGGAACUGGAGUUCAAGAACUACUGAAAGCCAGUAUUUACUUAUACUGAAAAGCUGACCCCAGGCACUGCUUGCUGACUACAGCAUGAUUACUGCCCCAGGGGGUCUCUAGUUAAACCAGUGGUGAUUAGUUUUAUAUUAUUCCUGUGAUCCCAGCCAUUUUGAAGAGGAAGAAAUUAGAGAAUACAUUUUUAAUGGUUAGUCACCGUUUUAAUGAUGUUGGCCUGAAAUUCCCAUAAUUCUGUGCCCACCACAAUCUGUUUUUUUUUUGUCUUUAACUAAAGCACUUUAAAAUGAAUGUGUUUAUGUUAUCAUUUCAAAACAACAUACAUGGGCUAUUCACUAAGCUGUGAAUUGUCAGGAAUUCAAAGUGAAUUUAAAACUCAGUGACAAAGUAGCCAAAUUGGGAAACAUUCUGUAAAAUCAGCUUUGUUGCCAGUUCAGCUAGUUUAGUUUUAAAUUUGAAAUAUACGUUGAAUUCCCAACAAGUCAAACUUUAGUCAGUAACCCCAAUGGUGUUUUAAUAAUAUAGUACCCAAUACAUGUUUCUCCCUGGUCCUUCUAUUCUAGCCCUGAAACAGUUAAGGAAUGUAAUUAAUUUAACAACCACUCCCUGUCGUUUGCAUUGAGUAGCUUGCCUUCAUAUGCAAACUGCAGCUUACAGUUGUUCUUAAGGCAGUCAUUUUUUUUAUAACCGUUUCAUUGCUGGAAAACUAAAAAGUCCGUAGAGGGAACACUGGCCACAUAAGCCAGUGAUGGUAUUCUAUACUCAUGAACAAUAUUAGUUCACUUUGUUCUGGCACGGAUUGCCACAUUAAAUCCUGGCAGUGGGUGGGAAACGGCUGAUUCAUUAUCUGCCUGCCGGUACAGAGGCUGAUUUAGAAAGCAUCCAGCACAGAAGGGGACACAAAGCUCCUUAAUAAUUCUGUAAAGGAAAGAUAUAAUCUUCUACCAGCUCUGUGUGUAUAUUAGAUGAACACACAGAUACUCACAUUGACAUUCACCUGUGCUGUGUCAUGGCAGACUGCCCUGCUAAGCUAUUGAAAUUCUACACUAAAAAAAAACUUACCUAACAUGACUAAACUCUUUCAUGGCAGGAGUGGCUAUCCUUUGGCCUUAACAUGGGUUACAUUACUCAAUAGUGAUGUCCAGAACGAUUCGCCGCGGACGUCGAACAUAUGACCCUGUACCUCACAGUCGGCAGACACAUUCCAGCCAAUCAGCAGCAGACCCUCCCUCCCAGACCCUCCCACCUCCUGGACAGCUCACUAAGAAUGCAGCUUCAAAAUGGAUGCUGUCCAGGAGGUGGGAGGGUCUGGGAGGGAGGGUCUGCUGCUGAUUAGCUGGAAUGUGUCUGCUGACUGUGAGGUAAAGGGUCAUAUGUUCGCCGUCCGCGGCGAACCGUUCGGGACAUCACUAUUACUCAAUAAUCUCAGCCAGCAGACUCUUCUAAGAAAUGCUGUGUUAGCGUUGUCAAAUCUACCGUGGUUUCAUGGACAAAUAUAUCUUCUUCGUUAUAUCAAACACUACAUGAAACGUGCUCCUUUUCGGUAUACAGGACGGAAACCACUUCAUUAAUAGAGAUGGGAUCCUAUCAGACCUUUGUCAGAUAUUUUGCAUUUCCUCCUGCAUCAUGAAUGGUUUAGGUCAGCUCUUUUUAUGUGAUGCCCAUUACAGUGUAGAACAGGGGUAGGCAAUCUUUUCAGUACUGUGCCAAAAUAAGAUUGUGAUAUCGCGUAGUGUUCCAGUCCUAUUUUUUUAAAUUGCAGUGUCUAUGUUGCUGUAAUCUGCUUGUGUUAUUUAUACUGUAGUUGCUUUGUAUUGUUAUAUUUGUGCGUAUAUGAGCUGUUAUAUUGUAUAUGUUCAUGAGUAAAUUGUGGUAUUGUGUAUUAUACCUAUAAAUUUUGGCUGUGUAUGGGGGGCUGCUUGUGACAUUGAGUGUGUUGAUGGACAUGUCACAUUGUGGUGUGUAUGUGUGAGACUGCUUGUGGGGUUGUGUGCGUCUAUGUGGAUUGUUAUUGGAGAUCACUUACUCUACGUGCUGCAAUGCAUAAAUUGAGGAUUGUCUUUCACCACCUUUUCACAUUAGCAGAUAUCUGAAGUUUAACUGGGACUCCUGAUAGGCCAGAGAAGCCUGUUUGGCUCUAGCAGCCAGAAGGGCCGUGGAAAGAUACCUCGAAUGCCGUGCAUGGCACACGUGCCACAGGUUGCCUACUCCUGCUGUAAAAGGUAGUGGUGCUGUGAAAGCAAAGGAUUUGGCACCACUAUUAGUAUGUCAGAAUUACAUUUUUAGUUUGAAUGUUGAAAAAGCAGAAAAAAAUCUAAAAGGGAUGCAGGUGAAACCAAUAGAAUCAUCAUGCUGAUUGAUCCACACUUAACAUUCUGCCCAAGAAUAUGAAUACAAUUUUAGGCCAAAAUAUCCAAGUUGGGAAAAGAGCUAAAUUAGAAAAAUAAAUUCUAUGCUGGCUAUUUUAACCAGAAAUUGCAAUUUCCGUGUGAAUUUACAGUUCCCCUUUUACUGAUUAAUCCUGUGUAUGUAUAAUAUAUAUGAAAACAAACAAAUUCAUGGAAUUCACAGUACAUGGUGCAUUUGACAUCCUGACUCACUAACUCAUGUGCGCAGUCCUCUGUAACUAGGUUUUAAUUUGCUCCCCAUAUCUUUCCAAUUCAUACAAAGACGCAAGCAUGUGUAUAUAUAGCAAUGGUUCAAGUACCUUGACCAAAUUAAAUAGAAAAGGCUAUCCAAUAUAAAGUUGCUUGCCCUAUGGGGCUAUCUAUAAGAACUAUUAUAUUCCUGGCUUCAUCUACACAUUUUAAUCUCUGGUUAAGGAUUCAAUGUUCCUGCAUGAACACCAUCCCAGAGGUCAUUAAAGAGCACAGGCUCAUUAUGGCGGUUCGCCCCUUGGAGAAAUGUCACAAUUACUCAAGGGUGGUUCUUCAAUAAUGGCCCAUGAUUUGUAUGCCACUGUGCUGAUUAAAAUUUGUAUUAAAUGGGCAAUGGGCAGAUUUUAUUUAUUACAUUAUCAAAAGAGUUUGCGAAGUAGAAAUGUUUUAUUUUCCAUAGGGCUUUUAUUGCACGUUAGCCAGUAAAUCGGAUUUUUAAUUAAAGAGACAGUAUCUCUGAAAACACCUGGAUGUACAGUUAUAUAAAUGAAUAUAUUGGCUGAUUAGUGAUGGUUUUUUGUUAACUACAUAGCAGCCUGCUGAUCUCAAUUUUCGAGCUCUAGUGUUUUUAAGAUGAUAACUGUGAAAACAUGAAUCACUGUUUUGUUAAGAAGGCAUUUUGAAUGAAUAGGAAUUCCGAUUUAUUACAUCAGCUUAUUUUACUCUUGUGAACAAUUGCUAUUGAAUUGGCUGAUUUUUGUUGUGUUCUGGAUACCGCUUUCACACUAACUCCUAACCAUUCUUUAUUGAUCUUCUUCAGUACUACACUUAAGACCACCGCUGCAUUUAGACUGUAAUAAAUUUGCCCCUAACAAUAAGGAUAGUGAGAGGUUAAACUGGGGUCUACAAUUUCUCUUAUAAGGAAGCAUUAAAACAAAUGCAAGGGGUAUUUCACAGCCGUCAUAAAAAUGUCGGUGAAGUCGCAACCUCUACAGCGUGUCCAAAGUUCUCAUUCUCUUUAUUUCUUUGUUUUUUUUUCAUUCCUGACCACUAUUGGGUGGCCAGCAAAGGUUAAGAAUCAUUAGUUACCAAAUCGAAAUAUAGGCUGUCUCCCAGCUAUUGUAACAUGUACGGAAAAAAAAUAGUGAGAGUUUAGCGAAGAAUAAUAAUUUGAUAAUCGGAUACAAGGACCACAGUGAAAGUAGAACUAAGGAAAUUAAAUAGUGUGAACCAGGCCAAUAACAGGGGUAUGGCCUGAAUUCAUCAUUGUUGGCACUCUAGCUGGGAGGGCAUAGUGUGAAAAAUGGGAAAUUUGAGGCAUUGAACUAUCUUACAAAAACGUUUUGGACUAAAUGUAUAGGUGAAAAUAGUUUAUUAGUCAUUAAAGGAGCACUAUAGUUUGUUUUCCUGGCACUAUAGGGUCAUUAGGUCCCGCCCCACCCUUAGGGCCCGCCUCCCUCUCUGAAACUGCUAUGUUUUCAACUGCAGGCUUAAAACUAGAGGGAUCAGGCACCCAGACCACUUCCUUGAGCUGAAUGAGUCUGGGUGCCUAUAGUGGUCCUUUAAUUGGACAUUUUUUCACACUUUAUAGUUAUAACAUUAUAUAAUAUAUAAAGUAUAUGUAUACUUUCAUGCUUAUAUUAUCAUAUGGGUUUAUUAAGAAAACAUUGUAGCAGGAAUAUUACACCAUCCUCAAGUAUGUCUUGAAAAGCAUUUUGCAUACAAAGUUAUGCUAUACUUUUAAAAUAAAAAACACAUUAACCCUUGUCCCUGUCUCUAUUUAAAAUCCAUUAUAGCUAUUUGCAAAUUGCCGUAUUGUUAAUUCUCACCAUUAGUGAAUUCACAGAGAUAUUAGGGACUUUUCCACCCAAUGGUAAAAGUACUUCUACACUGUGCACACUCUACCGGAGAGUCUGGGGCAAGUGCAUGUGCAACUUCACAUAGUUCCAUUCAUAAAGGAACAUGGAUAGAGCUAGCUGGCAAGCUAAUGGAAUCCAUUGUAUAGAAAUGUGUGAAAUUCUCAAUGUUCCAUUUGAACAGUGGGAGGAUUAGGAUGAGUAUGUAUUUUGUACUGCUUGCUCUAUCUUGAAGAAAACUGAUCCCUUCUUAUAACAUGCCCAUGUAAAGGAACCAUAGACAUUGUUAGUCUGACGUGCUUAUAGUUUCUCUUAAAACAUGUGACAAGUCCAGAUCUGCAAAGAGCUUCUGUUUUAAUAUAAUUUUUUCUUCAAAGGUGUAAACAUUUUUUCCUGUUAAACGUCUUCUAACAGCUGAACCCUACAGCUCUGACACUGCGAUCCAUGGCAGAUCGCUAAGUGAUGGCUGAUCUAUGUUUAUAAACAUAGAUGUGUAUACAUAGUUAUAUGACAGAAAUACCCCAAAUUCAAGUGACACCUGUCCUGUGACGUGAGUUAUUUAGUAGGUAAAUUUAUUGUAUGUACGGAAAUAAUGCUGAAUGUGUGUACAAAAUUUCAGUGCCUCUAUUUGCAGUGAGAUACAGUAACAUACCUCCCAUCAUUUUAAAUUGACAAAGAGGGGCACUUUAAUUUUAGGGGUGUGAGUGGGGAUUUGGCCAGGGGAGGGGCUGUUCUGAGGAAUUUGAAGUGACAUACUAAUAAUAAUUUAUGCAACUAAAAUGUAAUUUAAAACAAGAACAAUGUAUCUUUUUUUACACAGACUGACUUCUUAACACAUUUCUUGUUGUUUAAAGACUUAUUACUGGGAGUAUUAUUGAUGUGGAGCUAUUUUACACUCAGACAUACCAACAAUAUGGAACUCCUACAGAGAGAUUUGGAAUCAAAAUUGUGACUCUCCCUCCUAAUUAGGGAUAGUUGGGAGCUAUGCCGUAUUUGCUACUAUGGUUAAAGACUAAAGAUCAGUUGUGGUACAAAGUUGUAAAAGUGGAGCAGUCACAUUAAUUUUCCAUUGGUGUCCAUGGUUAUUGCUCUGCUAGGGUUAAACGCAAUAUUUCUGCAUCAUUCAUAACCCACUAUGGUUUUGCACUACUGGCAUGCUGAAGUGCUGAUUGAGAAAGGGUUAAAAACAUAGUAGACGAUUAAAUAUGGAUAGGAUCUCUGCAUAAGUGUUUCUUCCUUUACCCAGGGGCAUAAAUACAGAAGCAAAGGGCUUUAGAUAACAGGAUUAGGAGUUGUCACUCAGCAGUUAACCAAUUAAUUAGCUCGAAAGCACAGGCACCCAGACAACAUGCGCUGUUAUUUUUGCACACAGGCAGCCCUUAACACAUUCUCAUCAUACUGCAAUUUUCAAGUCUCUAAGGUCAAAUAUAGGAAGAAAUUUAGCUGCCUAAAGAAUCUUGUAUUGGAGAUCUUAUCAUAUUUUUCUUUGUUUUCUAUGUAAACCAAGAAAAUGGCUCUAAAUACAGUAUAAUUAUUAACAGAGUGAGUUCAGAUACACCUUCAUAAUCCUUAAUUGUCACAUAAAUAAAUGUUAAAAUAUUCUAGACAAGCUAACAAGCUAUCCCAUAGCAUGACUCUAAUUUUGGCAAGGUGUUAUGUUUAUGUAGCAACCCCCAUCCUUAACAUUGCUGGGAGUCUUGUUUUUAACAACUCUCGCAUUACAAAUAAUAUGGGCAGACAUUCUUACUAAGAGGCAGCUAUUGUUUAUCACAUUUAGUGCUAGUUAAUUACAGAAUAUUCAGUUUCUUGCAUGGAAGUCACGUGAUAAAUCAACAUCAACGGACAUUAUAGGAAACUGACAAAUUAUCUGGAGCCCAUUUCCAUACAAAUAGGCAUUUGUCAAGUGGAAGCAGUACUUUUCAAGAAUUGCUGCUGUACUAACAGUCACAAUUAACAUCCAUAAUUUAUAUUUAUAGCUGAUACUGAACUUUUUAAAUAUGAGCCAAAAACCUGGCAGAUUUUGAUGGUUUUACAGCAAAAGAUCAGAAAUUGCAAAUAUCACAUAUUGGUCACAUCACAUAUCAUAUAUAGAUUUUUUUUUAGAUUUUUAAGGAAGUGGGGUAAUCUUGCACCCUCAGUCACCAGGCAAAGAUAUCCAUGUAAAAGAAUUGUUUAAUAAAGCUGCAAGUGUAAAAUUAAAAAAGUGAGCUCUUUAACAUUCAGGCUCUGAAAUUCAAAGUAAUUGGAUAAGCUGUUUGAACCAAUCGCAUUGCUCUUUCCAUUUCUUAUUGAUCUCAUUAAUGUGUAUCGAUGACUAUUGGGGGUUAUUGACUAAAUCAUUUAUGAGGAAUUGACAAGGAAAUUGGGCCAAAUGAAGACCAAACCUGGAAAAUAGACAAGUAGGACAUUUUUUUUCCAGUUUACUUGCUUGAGCAUAAAAUUUGCAUUGAUUUUUAUUGUUACUAAACUUUAUUUACUAUGGUCUUUGUUUUUGAAACCUAACAAAAGCAUAAAUUAAAUACAUUGUGUUGAGAAUAUCAUUAAUGUUGAUUCUGCAGAACUGUACAGUAUUAUAAGGUUACAGACUAAUUGACAUUUAAGUCAACAUUCAUAGAACUUAGUAUAACAUACACAUAGCUGCACACUGGUACAAAAGGAUAAAAUGGGCGUUGGGGAAUGUUUUUUGCAGAUUUAGGUUUCUGUUCGCCAUAGUCCAUUGUUUAGUGAUUAUAGCCCAUAGUGUCACAAUAUAUUCUUCACCAGCUUCUCAGAUUCACUCAGUAAUUAUUGGCAGGAGGGAUGCAUUUAAACUAUUCAUUUUUUUCUUCCCUUAGUCUAAACCCCCUAACCCUGUUGUUGGUCCUGUGUCAUAAGUACAUGGCCAGUGCUUUUGUUUUCUAUUUAAAAAAAUAUUUUAAAAAACCUCAUCAAAGUGAAGGCAAAGAUAUUGAAUUUGUGGUUGUAUAGAAUACGUGAAUUAAGCUGAGGACAAAGACGGUGAAUCCAGAGCUCUUGCAAUAACCCUUCACCCCUCCCAAUCCUAUCCUGUAAAUCCUCCACAGAAAGGGACAACACAGAGGACAGCAUUAAGCACGCACCAAAGACUUUAAUUUGGGGCCUGGAGAAUGGGGAUUUGGUGUGAAAACGUAUAAAGACCGCACAAUGAACCAAACAAUGAUAACACACACAGCGUGAACAACUGUCCUUGUCAUAUGAGUGUGAAGACCCAGAAGGCAUCCAAUAACAUUCUUUUAUGUGACCAAACGUGUGCAUGUAUAUGCAAUAAUAACAUUUAUUAUAGUGCUCACCAGCUUUAAACAACUUGAAUGAUUUUCCGCAUCCAAAUUAAAUAAAGAACUCUACCAAGUUUGGACAAGUGCUAUUGUAAAGCUGAUAUCUCAUGGUUCCAGUGGGCUUCCUAGUUUUCACCACAUUUUAUUGGCUUUUCGAUUAUAGCCAAUAUUAGCUAGCAUAUGGCAUCACUAGUUGUAGGCCAUUGUUUGUUUACUAUUAGUGAAAACCCACUUGAUUUAUCCUACUAAACAUAACGUGAGAGUGGAAGAGACAUUGUUUUGUUAAAAAUUGUGAUGAGAAACCCGAGUACUGUAGCAUUUGUGGAGUACAUAUGCAGUGAUGCCAGCCUGCAGGUAUCAUGGGAAUUUAGGAAAGGUUGGCCAUCCAUGUCUUUAGAAUGGUAAGAAGUAGAAAGUAUCAAUCUGUUGGAAUGUACUAUUAAGAAUAGCACAAAUACUUAUCCUCACUGUUCAGUUCAAUAUUUUUAUUUCACAAGGUAGAUUUUAUUCCUCCUGAACAUGCAAUGCAGCGGUAAAUAUUUCCAAUACACAGAGGUUGGCUGUGUUCAUUCAGCCGUUUUUAAAGUGUUGUCAAGUCCAAAGGACUAAAAAAAAAGAUUUCUUGCAAACAGUCGCUGGCAGUGCACAAGCUGCCUUUGUUUAUUGGUGACGGUUGAGUGACAGGCAGUUUCCAGUGGGUUUGCAUUCUGUACGCAAGGGGGAUGAGGCUGUGUUUGAUGUGGGCAUAGGGGUCUGACCUUAGCCUAUCUGUCUGCUGAGCUGUGCUUUGAGAUUCUUAUCAAUUUCUCCCUUGGGGCUCUUUCUAAGCGGAGUUAAUCAAACACCUUGCAAGCCGUCAGGUCUCUCCUUAUCACAGAACGGGAUAUAGACUGGGUGAUGGAACACAUUUGUUUAAUCAAAAUGGUACAUCAAUGCAGUUUUGAGAAGGCAUAUGUACUGUAUCAUUUGUCUAUUAAUACUUUAACUCUGGUAGAGGAGAGCAGCAAUGCAUGAUCUGUUUGGGAAUUUGUAGUAUUUUACACUGUGUUAGCUCAUUAGCGGCCAGUUGUACAUAUAGGUUGUAAGACUGUAGUUAUGCAUUAUAUAAAUAUUUUAUAUUUUAUUGGACUACAGCUGCUGGCUACCAGAGUGUUAUGGUAAAAACAGUCCAUUUAAAACUGAGGUCCAUUCUUGGACAGCCCUGCUUUCCACAUUUUUGCUCAGAAUAGCUAAUGUGGUAAAUUACACCAUUUCUUUACAUAUUCCUAUCUAGAACUGCUAAUUUGAUUGUUUAUUAGGUCCUUAAAGGACCACUAUAGGCACCCAGACCUCUUCAGCUUAAUGAAGUGGUUUGGGUGCCUGGUCCAGCUAGGAUUAACCUUUUUUUUAUAAACAUAGCAGUUUCAGAGAAACUGCUAUGUUUACACUGAGGGUUAAUCCAGCCUCUAAAUCCUCUAGUGGUUGUCUCAUUGACAGCCGCUAAAGGCGCUUGCGUGCUUCUCACUGUGAAAAUCACAGUAAGAAGACGCCAGCGUCCAUAGGAAAGCAUUGUAAAUGCUUUCCUAUGAACUGGCUAAAUGCGCGCGACUCCUGCCGCGCAUGCGCAUUCAGCCGAUGACGUCGCUAGGAAGGAGGAGUGGAGGAGGAAAGCUCCCCGCCCGGCGCAGGAGAAAGGUAAGAUUUUAACCCCUUCCUCUCUCCAGAGCCCGGCGGGAGGAGCACCCUGAGGGUGGGGGCACCCUCAGGGCACUGUAGUGCCAUGAAAACGAGUAUGUUUUCCUGGCACUAUUGUGGUUCUUUAAUGAUGUAAAACAGGUGCAUAUUUAGUACUUAACCUGGUAAAAUAUAUGUCAUACAAACAAAAUUUCAAAGGAUCAAUCCAACUGUUUUUGAUAAUUGUGGUAAAGGCAUUUUACAUCAGUAUGGAUGUAUCUUGGAUAUUUUUAUUAAUCGAUAUGUUCUUUCCUCCCCCCCUGUAUCUUCUCUCAGCCUGCAGACCUGGACACUACAAAGCCCUUUCCAAAGACACAGCAUGUUCAAAGUGCCCCUUGCACAGCUAUGCUCUUCGCGAAGGCUCAACUUCUUGCACCUGUGACCGUGGCUAUUUUCGAGCAGAAACUGACCCUGCCAACAUGGCCUGCACUCGUAAGUCCCUCUUUCAGUCGCUUUGCCCUGAUUCAUUGUUUCCUUUUCAGAAAAAACAGGUUUAAUCAGAUCUAAUCACUGCACAGUCAAUUUCCUGCUUUUAAAUGCUAGUCUCAUCAAGCAGUUCAGCUAGCUACGCAUGCUUGAGGAUGAAAGGAUCCAUAAAUAUUCAAUAAUAAAAGAAGAAAUGUCACCAGCUGUCCCAGGCUAAGGGACAUUUGUGAAGAUGCCACCCAUUGUGUUAGAUGGGUGUACGUUACAGUAAAAUGAGCAGGCUGCAUGGUUCCCACAGUACUGGUGACCUCCGUAGCUAAGAAAGUUCUCAGUAGAUACAUUGUCAUCACGAUGUAGUAUGGCAUCUCUUUAUCUGCACUGAGGUGAAAUCUGGCACUUCUAUUUUGGUUUGUUGGCAUUAUGUAUCUAGCUAAUCUAAUUGGUGGACUUUCUUGACUCAGAAACUCAAUUUUGUCAGGUGUCUGCAGCAAUUUUAUGGUCGAUUCCUCAGAGUCAGAUUGAAUAGUUUAAUCGAUUCAGUUAUUGAUGCCUGGGACUUUGUGACAGUGGCUUAGUGUAUUGUGGAUAUUUUUAAUAAAGCCAUCCACCAUGACAAUUUACUGUUUAAACUGGUUCAUCCUCCAUUAUGAAUUGACGAGUCAAAGGUUCUGUAGUCAUGUUCUUACCCAAUGGGUAUCCCUCUUUUUACUUUAACUGUUUUUUUCAUCUAUCUAUUUCUCAGUCAGUCUCCUAUUAGGCAGUCAGUGUGACGGCUGCAUUAAUGAAGAAAUAAAACACACAUAUCUAAGACCUGCUCUUCACGCCAUAUGUAGACUGUGCUUCACUGGUCUUUAAAAUCAGAUUUCUGUUCAGCAAAGUGGAUGAAUGGUGCCGAUAAUUAACCCCUUGUUUGACUUUAGUGGCCUCUGUUCAAUACACAGUGCUUUUACCUUCAGUUAUUUAAUGGAACACUAUAGUGUUAGGAAUACAAAACUGUAGUCCUAAUACUAAAGUGUCCCUCUGCCUACGUGGCCCCACUGCUCCCGGCUCCCAAGGCUGGUAGACAGCAGUCUUUAUCCUGGAAUAUACAAUACUUUAAAUUGCAUUGUUAAAGGAGCACUAUAGGGUCAGGGGGACCCUAUAGUGUUAAAACCACCAUCUAGCCCCCCUGGCCCCCUCAUGCCUCCAUAAAUAUAGUAAAAAUCUUACUGUAUUCAAACCUGAAGCUGUAAAUCUGCAUGCUGUUAGACUCAGAAAAACAAGCAGUCUGCUGACAUCAUCAGAAGUGGUGGCCUGAUCCAAUCACAGUGCUUCUCCAUAGGAUUGACUGAGACUGACAAAGAGGCAGAUCAGGGGCAGAGCCAGCAUGAUUCAAACAGAGCCCUGGCCAAUCAGCAUCUCCUCAUAGAGAUGACUUGAAUCAGUGUAUCUCUAUGAGGAAAGUUCAGUGUCUGCAUGCAGAGGGAGGAGACACUGAAUGUUUGGAUGCAUUUUAGGCAGCCAUGACCCAGGAAGGAUCUCUAACAGCUAUAUGAGGAGGGGUCAGUGAAGUUAUCACUAGGCUGUAAUGUAAACACUGCAUUUUCUCUGAAAAGACAGUGUUUACAGAAAAAAGCCUGAAGGUAAUGAUUAUACUCACCAGAACAAUUUCAAUAAGCUGUAGUUGUUCUGGUGACUAAUGUGUCCCUUUAAGGGACAAUGUGAUGAAGUGUUCUGGGUCCCUUUAGUGUCCCUUUAAGAAAUAAAUCUUCUCUAUCACGAAAGGAACAGAAUUCCUAUCUAGAUUCUGUGAUUGAAGAGGGGAGUAUAAACAUGUUGUACACAGAAAAGUACCAAAACAUGGAGCAGUCACCAUGGAAACCAAUUGAUGCCCCAGUCUAUUGGUUUCCACUAUGAUUGUUCUAGUGUUAGCACUUUGCACGCUUUCUAGCAAUACCUUUGAAUUCCUCCACUGGUGGGAGAUCCCAUUAGUUGUAGUGAGUCAGGAUUAUGAACUUAAACCAACAAGUUUUUAAACUCUGGCAUCUGAAAUUCAUUAGCUUAGAACCUGCAAAUGAAAUUUAGUGAAACAUCUCCAAAUUUAAGCUCCUUAAUACAUCUCCCCAUUUUUUCAGAAGUCAUAUCACUAGAGUGAUAUUUUCUUAAACUAUGGAUAAAUGCUGUUUUCUGUAUAGUGUCUGCAAUGAAUUAUAGGUCCAUAUUCAGCUGUUAAGACCUCACAGUCCCCUAUUUAGUGGUGUUCCAUCACAUGUACUAGUACAAAUUAAAUGAGUACAUAAGUCUUAUCUUGUCCUAAAGCAUACGUGAUGUCCAUUUAUUUGUAUUAAAGUUUGCCCAAAAAGAAAAAUACAAGAUAUAUAAAAAGGAGGAUUUCUAUUUUUACCUUUUUAUACCAGAAAUAAUGGAUGUUUUCUCGAAAACAUAGAAAACAUAUUAACAAUUACUAUAUCCCCUUUUAGAAAUGGAAUGCGAUUUAAUUUUCCAGAAUGGGAGCAAAUAGACCAUUUAUUUUUAGCGUGAUCAUAAAACAGCAUGGUCUGUAAAAAUACUGUACAGGCUGCUGGCUAUAUUGACCCAUUAGCGUUAUAUGAUAGAAAAUGCCGACUCUCUCUCGAUAUCUUAUAAUAAACAUCCACAAUCUUUUCUCUCUUAUUAAUUUUUUUUUUUUUUAUGUAAUCUGAUUUGCUGCUCUGACCGUUACAUCCUCAAAGAAACUAUAUUGUUUUCAAACGGCCAUUGCAGCCCUAUUAAUCUCGUCCGCUUCCCCUAAUGCAUCUUGACAGUUAUCUGCGUAAUGAACCCUAAUGAAAUGACUGGUGGAACCUGCUUGCAAAUUCCACCGCUGCCGCCAAGAGAUCGCUUGUUGAAAUGUAAAGGCAGAUUGAGAAGUCUGCACAACCUUCACUCACGCUCAAGGUCAAGGAUAAAGCAUUUCUUCACUGGCGAUCAUCUCCCAGCGGGCUUGUUCGUGCUGCAUACAUUUCUGCACUGUUGGAAGUGUCUGCAGUGCAGUGUUUUGCAAGCUUUCCAGCCAAACAAUAGUUAAGGUUAUUUUGUUCAGUUAGCUUUUAAGCUUCAUAGUUUUGAGUUGUUAAAUUUUUUUUCCUUGCUUUAAAAACCGUGUUGCUCAGCACAGGAGCAAUUAUCAUAAAAUGUGUCUCAGGCAAUCAGAGCCUCUCAUUUUCCAAAAUUAGUGAACUACAACUCCCAAGAUGUUGUGCCAGCUGUCAUGAAAAUGUAGUGAGCAUUGGUUUGCAUGGGAACUUGGCAGAACGGUAUUAGAGAAUUCAGUGGAAAACGGUAGACAAGGAUGACGGUUUAAGCUAUGAGAUAACUUAGUGACAGGCUGCUGAUUUAAUCAGUUAAUAGUAAACUGUUUGCACAUUGAUCCAUUUAACGCUAUGCACAGAUUUUCUUUGCACUUUUGUAUAAAUUAUUAAUCUGUGAGGGGGUGGACAGGCACGGAAAUCUAAUAGCCAAGUAGCAUUAUAUGAUUCCGAGGCAGAAAAAGAAGUAUCAUCCCGUACGUUAAUUAUUUCUAAAGCCAGCCAGCCUGUCAAUUUUACCUGCGCAAUUGAAACAUUUUUAAUACAGUAUUUGCUCUUACAACUACUAACUAUGUUUGGAUAUGUGAUCUUCUGUGAGCAAAACUAAUGUCCUAUGCGAUUAUUGGUGUCAUUAUUUAGUAUGAUAGUGUCAACCUAUUCCUCAUCAUUCACCGGGGGAGACAAAGAUUAGAAUGUUAGGUGACUGGUAUUAACAUGGAAACAGACCUUGGAGAGAAUUCUAGACUUAAGAGUUUACAGUUUAGGGUCCUUGCUUUAACUGUGAAGAGUUUGUGUUUAACAUGGUAAUGAGGUCAGAGUGGCAGCUUUCAUUAUGAUUAGUAGUCAGCCACAAUAGUGCCUCUUCCAUCAUCACCCUAAGCACAUCUCAUCAGCACUUGAGCGGAUGGACAUAAUUAAUUAGCUUGGCAGAAUACUGGUGGCACAUCUGUCUUACUUUCUCAGUGUUCCCAAGGCUCAAGCAGUAGAGCGUAAUUUAAGCCCAAAAGGACCAGCUGCUCUGCUGUGAGCCAUUUUGACCUUAAGGGAGCUUGUGGAGUCUUCGUUUUAAUAGAGAUUCCCUUUGUAAAACUUCAGACUUCCAAUUGUAUCGUUAAUUGCGCUUUAAUGUUCCAGUGCUCUCUUAGCCUCUAGGUCUAGGGUAGACUGGAUUAAUUGCAGGUUCACAUGCCUUGUUCUGCAUACCGAUGCUUCAUAAAUUCUUUGUUUACGAGAUUAUACAACAUACGUCUGAUUUUCCUGUGGCUCCAGUAAAUGGCAUGAGCCCAAUAUUAAGUUGUCAGUUCUAGUUUGAGAGAUCUGGGCUCAUAUGUUUUCAGAAUCUCAAUUAAAAUUGUUACUUUUAUCUUUGUAGUAAAUGACGUAAGAGUUUGCAACCUUAGUGCUGAUCUAAAUGUCUGUCUUACUCUCUUACACAAAGAGUUAAAUGUCCACGUUAAGAUAACACUACCGUUUUGCUAAAUAUGAUUUCUAGUUUUCUGUGGCAUGAUACAUUAUUAAAACAGUGGCUGUCUACACUUGUAUCCUCCACUGUGUCACGAUCAGCCAGAAUGAUGCCAGUGACUUCGAUUUAGGUUCGAUCUAUACUUCCUCUGCAAUAGACAGUUUUGACUUGGACUAUCAUGUGAAGGGUGAAGAAUUGAAAGCAGAGAUCCUGUUUUUACAACUGUCAGAAGCUGCUACUUUAUUUAUCAAUCACCAACCACCUCCCAGCCUUUCCUGGCAUGCUUGAAAUGAAGACAGAAACUGCUUUCUGCCUGACACAGCUUAAUGCUUGCUGCACCGAGCGAUGAAAUUUUGUGGAAGUCACCCUCACUCAAACAUUAAAUUACCAGCUUGUACAUCUCUACUGGAAUGUUCAGUGUCUUGUCAUCAACAUCUCUGCCUGGAGAAUGGACAUGUUGAAAUGGUGCUUCAGUUCCUGUGGACGGCUCCACAUUUCUUUGGUGGCUAGAUUCUGCAGCUCCCAUUUUGCACAGAAAGCCUUAUUUGCUGACCCCAUAUUCCACGUUCUACUAUAGGAAAAUCAGCUUGUGGCUAAUAAUUGGAUGCUUGAUAAAGACAUGGCUACAAGUCGAAACGUUGCAGUGUCUAAUAAAUCUGCCUGAUUUAUCACAGUGAGUGCCUAAGAUUUUUUUCUUUAAUAAUUGGAUGUGGACACUAGCCCUAGGAAUCAAAAUACAUUAUUCUAGAUAACUAGUGGAAUACAGACCGUUCUUUCUUCACUUUCAUUAUCUCCUUAGAAUUUGGGAGUAAUAAAUAUGUGUCAAGACAUACAGAUCAAUACUAGUUUUGCUUGCAUGAACGCACAUGGUCCGCCUGUCUUAUCCUUAUUUCUCAGAUCAGUGGCUGUUACAUCACAUCACAUCUAAAUAAAACACGAUUUUGUUCAAUAACUCCUAAAGAAGUAUUUAAAUAUUGUUGGGCAUUCUUUUUAAUUUAUGCGUAACCUUUGAAUGGUCAGGUAUAUGUAAAAUAAAUAAUUAUCCUUUGUCUUCUGCCUUCGCUUAUUCCAUGACACACACCUGUUCCAGUUAAAACUCUCCCAGUCAAGGAGAAGAGAUAACUAUAAUUUAAUGGGCUGUGUCAGUGCUUUCACACAAAUGUCCCUGCUAAGCUGAAACAGAAUGCGAGAUCAGGAUGCUUGUAAAUAAAAUACAGCUAUAGCUGUGUAGGACUGAAGGGGAGAAUGCAUGCUCUGAAUGAUGCUGCUAUACUUAUUGAAUGAGGACAAGAGACCCAAGGUCACAUGGAGUGAAUGACAAGGUCACUCGAGGCCUGGGUGUGAUUAUUGUGUGAUCUGGAAACAAAAAGGGGUAUCAGAAUGUUAAGACAUAAAGAGUAGCUUCAAUGAACUCUAAACAUUCAUCUACGCAUAGUGUGAAAUAUUUUAAAUGUUCAACUUUAUAACAUUUUUCAUUGCAAAGCAGCGAUUACAAAUAAACGUGUAAUAUACUUGUUGCAGUUGGUGUAAAUGUUCAAUUAUGUAUGCAUAUACAUUUGCUUGGGAGGUAUAUUAGAGGUGCAGUACUUAGUAGUACACAGACACACAGCUGCACAACACAAACAAGCUAACCAGUUAAUAAAAUGUACAACAAACCCACCUACAGUGAAAGACACCAUAGAAAAUAAAGCACUAUAAAGCCUGUCUGCUGUGUUUUACUGCUUUGUUCUAGCUGUGUGAACAGCACAUAGAUUAAUAUACUGUAGGACUGGAACAGGAUUUCGUUGGCAGUUCACCUUCUAUAGACUACAAUUCUAAGCAUGCACACGUUUUAGGUGGCUGGGCAUUGUGGUUGCUGCAGUAUACAGCUGACAGGGUUUUCUUGUACUUCCUACAGUUAAUAAAAAUUAAGAAACAAAACAAACAAAAAGUCACACAUAACAAAUAGAGGAAUACAUAAUAUAUCAGAUUAUUUCUUUACAAAUAUUUCCUAAUAUCCUCUUCUCAUAGUAAAUAUAUAUCAGCUACCGUAACUGAACAAAUCCUUUCCUUGUUUCUCAUUCUACCAGUAAUCUCUAAUCUUUCUAAUCUUGUCCUUCCACUCUCUGUGCUACAUCUUUUUACUCUGUGGAUUAUUUAUUUGUAACAUGUUAUUUAUGAGUAUUCCAAAUAGUUAGUUAUACUCCCAUCUUUCUUUCUGAAUUUAUUGACCUUUUCUGUAGCCACAUACUGCUUCCUUUAGAAUGUAAGCUCAUUUGACUAUGCCCUCGUCAUCUCUGAUGAUCUAAAAUUACUUGUCACCAUUCAUUUAUAUGCUGUUCUUUGAGCAGUAUGAUUGCAUUUUAUUUUUUUAACUUUUUAUACUCAUUUAUGUUUUGUUAUACACAAUAGUGAAUAAUGCUGUUACUUGAUGUGUGAAUAUUUCUAUCUGCGGUUCUCGGAAUGUGUUAGUUUAAGCUUAGAUUUCACAUCACUUGUAAAGUACAAAUAAAUGACCGUGAUAGCAUCCACGCACAGACGGAUUGAAGCCCACCUGCCAGGAGUGGCACCUCUAUUUCCGAAAUGUCUCUUGCUGAUAACGUCAAGGAUUGAUUUUUGCAUUUUCCUGUGUCCUCCUUGAUGUAUAUUUCAACUGUCUGCCUCCCGUAUACCAUCUACAUUCAUGAUGGGUGGGAGGGGGGCUUAGCUCUGACCCAUCUUUCUCUUCAGACCUGCCAGCAUCUGCGUGCUUCGUUUUCCGCUUGACUGCCCCUGUGUUCAGAAGCAGCCUGGGCCUCGUCCCACAUACCAAUUACUGACUUUUGCUUUCUGCAGAUCCUGAUUCACUGUGGCACAUUUUCCCACGUGAAAGUGGACAGAGGCUUUUGGAAAGAUGCCCUCUAAAGAUCUGUGUGCAGUUGAGAAUAGGUCCAUUCGCUAUAGUGUUAGAUAUCACAUUUUUGGUGUGGUGUGGUGUGUGUGUGUGUUGAUGCUUUUACACUAAUGUUCCCACCUUAUCCAUACUCCCUUGGGGAUGAGCAAUACGCGUAUUGUUUUAUAGACUAAUUAAAGGUAAACAUCAUUAUUUUUAUGAAGAUGUUGUUCUUGUAAAAUAAUUCUUGCAUUAUGCCUAUGUGAUAAAACAAUGAGUGCAGAUUUUACUCUGUAAUAAACUGAUCUUUGACUCAAAUUACACGAGCAUUGUAAAGCAAUCUGAAGAUGCGUUACCAUCAGUUAAUGCGAAAGUCACAUCACUAACCGGCUUGAAAUAGCUCACUUUAUUUUUUUGUUUUUUUAUCUCUACAGGCCCCCCAUCAGCUCCUCAAAAUCUGAUUUCCAAUGUCAAUGAAACAUCAGUAAAUUUGGAAUGGAGUGCUCCCCAGAAUACAGGGGGAAGGAGCGAUGUCACCUACAAUGUGGUCUGCAAGCGAUGUGGUGCAGAUUUGACGCGCUGUCGGCUCUGCGGGAGUGGAAUCCACUACACCCCGCAGCAAAAUGACCUGCAAACAACCAAGGUGUCUAUCACUGACUUGCAGGCUCACACCAACUACACUUUCGAGAUCUGGGCUGUGAAUGGAGUAUCAAAGCACAACCCUAGCCAGGACCAAGCUGUAUCCGUUACCGUGACAACCAACCAAGCUGGUAAGAUUUUGGUAUUAAUGCACUUUUCCCAUCAAGCUGAAUAGUUUAAUGCAGAUUGAUAUUUUAACACUGGUGCUUGUCUGUCUUUAUAUGGACCAACAUAAAAAGAGAGUUUUCCACUAAACCAUGAGUUUGAAUUGAGAUAACUUCCUAAUUGUAGAAUUUAUUGCAAAAAAGCUAAACUGAGUAAAAAAGUACCCUUUAUUUUCAGUUUCACUGCUCACCAGGGUGAGUGUCUAGUGAAUCAUACUUGUAUCUCUUCUCCAGAUAAAAAAGAGUUAAUACUGCUUCCUUCUUCAGGCAAACAAAGGGUUAACAGUGCUGCACAAUUAGAACGUUAUAAUUAGCACAGUAUAUUGCCUUAAUGCUGACGAUCAGCACAAAAAAACUGCAUUACCUAUAGAAUACUCAAAGUUGGUUGGUAAAUGACUCCCUAGGCGUGUUAACACUUCCUCCACCCCAUCAUUUAAAGGGAGUCACUGUGUUGUUUGUCAAAGUGAAAUGUCUGACAGCGGUGUCACAAUGGGAAGGGACUGUCUUGAGGAACAAGAACAGCAAGGGACAGCAGCCCAGACCGUGUGAACGUUUAUGGCUUGCUUGAUUUUAAUAAGCCUAAUGCAUAGAGUGAUUUGAAUAUGCAAAAUAUGUCACUGAACGUUUAGUAUUUUUUUGUGUCUGAGGCCAGAGCCUUCACCCAUCAGGAGAUAGUUUUCUUUUUGCUUGUUAUUAUGACAGAUUUUCAAAGUCUGAAUUGUGUCUGUAUCUGACAGGCACUCAGCAGGGGAGAGAGAAAGGAAAAAGAAAUAUGUGACUAAAGAUUCGCCCCCACACACAUCCCAUGCUUUUUAUUCAGUAAUCAAUAAUCCACUACAAAUGCACAUUGUCCUAGCAUUGCAGGUAGUCUUACCAACGAGAGGCAUUGUUCUUUAUGCACUCAAACUCACACAACGCUCAGCCAAGACUUUGAGAUUUUCAGUUACUUUACAUGAGUAAACUUUUCAUGAGUUCUCGAUUGUUCAACACCAGUCCUACUAGGUUAGUGUUUUAUGUCAGUACUGAUACUCUACUAAUAAGUCAUACCAGUACUCUUUACUCAGCAAGUAUUGCACUAAUAUGCGAGUGUUUCAUAUCAGUGCUGUAAUCCAUCUACUGAUUCUUGGCACAGUAUUAUGCCUUUGCAGGGACCUGCCAGGUAGAUCUGCUAGUUGGUCUGUUUUAUUGUUUAAAAAUCCUACUGGCUUUAACCAUGAUUCAAGUGCAUUCAUGUCAAUACAUUGAGAGCAUACUGCUGGUUAACCCCUUAAGGACACAUGACAUGUGUGACAUGUCAUGAUUCCCUUUUAUUCCAGAAGUUUGGUCCUUAAGUACCACUAUAGGCACCCAGACCACUUCAGCUUAAUGAAGUGGUCUGGGUGCCAGGUCCACCUAGGAUUAACCCUUUCUGCUGUAAACAUAGCAGUUUCAGAGAAAUUGCUAUGUUUACUUUAGAGUUAAUCCAGCCUCUAGUGGCUCUCUCAUUGACAGCCACUAGAGGCGCAUCCGCGCUUCUCACUGUGAUUUUCACAGUGAGAAGAUGCCAGCGCCCAUAGGAAAGCAUUGAGAAUGCUUUCCUAUGAGACUGGCUGAAUGCCUAUGAGUCUCCAGCACCGAGGGAGCCCGGCGCUGGAAAAAGGUAAGUGUUUAACCCCUUCCUCUCCAUCCAGCCCGGCGGGAGUGGGACCCUGAGGGUGGGGGCACCCUCAGGGCACUAUAGUUCCAGGAAAAUGAGUAUGUUUUCCUGGCACUAUAAUGGUCCUUUAAAGUCAGGGUUAGGUUACAAUUCAAGUCUGCAGCCAUACUCUGCUAGUGGAUCGCAGACACUGAGUUGCAAUGCUAACUGACCUGAUGCCAACAUACCAUGGUAGUGGCGGGCCCCUGAUACUGUCAUGCAAUGCUUAUGAACAGCUGACGCCAACACUUUUUAGUAGCAGGCUGCGGAUACGGUCAUGUAAUGCAAGCAGAGUACUGUCAUUUAACUGUAGUAGAACACCGGGAGUGGAACUGCAGAACCAGCAAAAUACUGUCCUGUUUAAAGGCCCAUAGGAUUCUGGGUGAAUUAGUAAGCGCCACUCUCAAGACUUAUAUUAACUAAAGUGAGAAUUCAAAGUGAAUUUCAAUUUCAAGGCCAGAACGGAAAGCAUUGCUGACUUCGAGAAUAUUUCCAGUUCCGCUAUUUCAAACUUAAAUAUGAAAUUCACUGUCACCUCUCAUUUCAGUGAAUAGCCCUGUUAUAAUAUUGCAGGGCCAAGCCUUCAAAAGUCAGAUAACAGUGCUUCCAAACAGUUAAUUUCCCAUAAUGUGGCUUUGUGCACAUAAAAUGUCUUUGACAGUAAAGGGAGGAGGUGUGCGCAAAUAACCAAACAAAAAAAAGCGUAUCUCAAUCACAAUCCAUCACCCGUGCAGUUUAAGAAAGAAAACCAGAUGGGGGCUGAAAAUAAGGCAGUCUCUGUUGGUCCUGCGUUCCCUUGGCUUUGCAAGGGGGAGGUCACUGUGCUCAUUGAAGGCAUUUCUUUUUCAUAUUUUUUUUUUUUUUUUUUAAAGGAAUCACCAACUCUGCUUUGCCAAUAGACAUAAACAAAACACAGUUGGGAUCAGUUUCUCAAAUGAGUCACCCCUUGCUCUCCCCUCACUCCCCCCAUCACAUCUCAGCUAGCUGGACACAGGAUACACCAAUUAGCACAGAAAGUGUGUAAAUAAAUUGAACAAGCCUUUUCCCUUUAGAGAGGCGACAGAUAGUUUUAAGCAGCUGUUGGCUGUUCAAAGUAACUCUGCUUUGGCACUCUGACCAUAACAUUGAGUUUCAGCCUUACUGAUCAUGGGUCUGGUUUGCUAAAAAAAAAAGUUGUGAGUUGGCAGAAUUGACUUGCAGAAUUAAGGCAGCUGGGGAGAACCCCCCUCCAAGUCACUUGCCAACUCAGCUGCUUAGUGAAUGGACUCCAACAUCUUUUUUUUUUUUUAGCUCUUUAUUUUUAUGCUGUGAAGUUUCAGCUGUUUACGCUGUAUUCUAGAUGGCUGAAUAAUAAAUAUUAGUUGGAAUAAAACGCAUUGAGCGUUGAAUAAAUGGACCUGCUCCACUUUGUACCAUUGGUGUGCUCAUUUGUUGAUGGUAACUCUGUGCCAGAACGUAUCAUUCUGUCUGGGUGGUGCUCUCUGCCCCAAAGGCUAAACUGUCCACGAAAUUCAUUAUUUACCUACACCCUGGUGUUUUGGGUUGUGAACUUAGAAACACAUCUUUUGUUGUUUUUCACAGAGCAGCAAAUGAUCUACUCUUGUAAAUAUUGUUUUAAUUAUACAAAACAGCAGAACGUACUAAAGGAAAUUUGCAAAUGUUAUGUUGUAGCUUUAAGUUAGGUCUGUCCUCAGUUGUGUGUGUAAUAGUGAAUUAUUUAUCCAUAAGAGAGUCUACUUUCUCAAUUAAUCAUUAAUGGUGUGUGAAAGUAAAAUAAAUGACAAACAGGUCAACAAAUUAGGCAGAUAGUUGGAGAUAGGAGAUGGUCUUUCAACCUUUCAUUCCUGGGGAGGAGUGUUGCUUUAUCCGAAUCUGCAGCAAUCUGUGUCCUAGAUUUUAAUGAGUGUAAUGAGCAAAGCAGAUCUUUUAUCUGCCACAGCUCUUUGACUUAUUCAUUAAUGUUCAAACACUUGUUAUUGAAUUUAGUACAUGCAUGGUUGAAUGAUUUUUUUUAAUUUUUGUUUUUUUAAUGCUGUGGCGAGAGUUUGGUUGAAUAAGGCAAGUCUGUGUUCACCAGUGAAAUGACUCAGUUUUGUUUGCUAAACUUUGAAUGUUGGUGAGCUUAGUAUUGAUAUAAUUUAAAGCAAAACACCACGGACAGAAAAAAGGAUUUCUGACUCCACAAAGAUGUCUACAGUUUUUUGUUUUUUUCUUCUUCAAAAUCUGCUAUCUUGAAUUUUCCUCGUUGAUUGCCAUUUCAACAGAACACUGGUAUUCAAUUACCAUAGACACUUGUCAUGACAGUGAAUUUGCAGAGACUGAAUUGUGUAAGUUAGUUUACUAUCACAAGAGCCCAGGCAGAGAAUGUCUUUGCCAGUAAAGCCAUUGGAUUAAUGGAUGCCCUGGAAAGAUUCAGGCAUAAUGAAGACUUCUUAUGUUGAUAUAAAUGAUUCCAGACUCCUCCACACUUUUUGAAGAAGGAUAGAUAAGGGAUAAGUCACUCACUCUCUGCUUUUGAUCCAGAACAAGGUCCAUCUUUAUGUUCGCAAUCGAUCAUGGAGUUUUAUUUUGUUUUUUGUAUUUUAAACACUUUAAUACAGGAGGUGGUACUUGGCUAAAUUGCACAUGUAAGGUCUGCUAAUGUUACCUGCUCUGGGAUCACUUGAGUGAAAGCAUAGUAUUGAAUAGCAGGACUUUGGACCCCCCAGUGACAAUAAGUCUCUGGCCCUGCAGCAGCUGUCCUACAUAUUCUUUUUAUAUAUGUUCCAGUAGGAAGCCUGUGGAGUACCCCAUCUGAUUUUGGAAAUACCGCAAAUUCCCACACUCUUCUGUGUUACAGAAUCUAUGAAAAAAAGCUCAGUGGGGGAGAUUCAAAAUGUUCUGUUCUAAAAAGUGGUGCAAAAAAUGGUAAAUGGGAGGAGUUGCCAAUGGAAUGUGCCUGCUAGUUCCGAUGAUUUCCAUGGUGAUUGUUUCAUUAUUUUCAGUACUUUAGACAGACUGUCCCUUUAAUUGUUGUUGCUUAGAAAAUUACAUCCUGUCUUUUUAAUGCAUUUCUUUCUGCAUUAUGUUUUUCUUUAAGUAGCCCACAUAGGCAAAUGUUAAGAUGAUGCUCACUGUAGUGUUACAUCAAAUAUAAUUGUCCAUUUAGUUCAAUUAAAUGCUUCCAAAGGGAAGUGCGAAACCUAGCCAACGGGCAGAGCCAUUAUAAUGUUAGUGAUACACAAUCAUUUCACGUCUUAUCUCGGAAACUUCCCAGGAACACAUCAGAUAUUUGAAAUGAUAACCCAUAUCAAAAUAAGCUAAAAUGUGUCAGCCCUUUGAGCUAGUGUUGUGAUUUGGGCUUACCUCUGGCAUUGAAAGGAUCAAGGUAAAUAGUAAAGUUAGUCUGCUGAACAAUAUAGUAACACAGUGAGCACCACCCUAUUUUUAGGCUUACCCACCGUAUUUGCCUACCUACGCAGUAUGUGAUUCCAAGAAGUGCAGCAAAUGUGUAGAAAUGAAAAUUCUCAUUGUCCUGUGGAACCCUCUGUUUAGAUAUAAAUAUGGUUAUACAGCGGUAUGAUAAUAGAUCCUCUUUAACAUGUCUGUCUUGGAUGAAAGAAGGGGAGAAUAGCAUUGCAUUCUAAUAUUGACAUGAUACUAAGGAGUGAGGAGGAAAACAUAUUUCAGGGAUAGAGAUAAGUUUAGACAGACGCUCCUGCUAAAACUCUUAGGAAGACAUAUCGUGGCAUAUGAAUAAAUACUGUUUUAGGAAAUUGAGUGUAUUUUAAAUUAAAAUAGCUUUAGUUUUCAUAUACAGUAAGUAUGAUUGCUAAGACCAGACAGUUGAUAACAAGCCGACUUUACAAAUUCUAGGUCAUCAUUCUAUUUAGUGCAAAGAAAAAUAAAGUGGCCUGUAGUUAGCUGCUUUGGAUCAAGUCAUAUUCUUGUUUUCUUAAUAGCUCUGGUUCAUAUUGGCAUUAGGAAACCUAAGAGUUUUUGAAGCCUACCUCUCAUAUCAUCCUAAAUUCUUCAUUAUGUAAACAGUAAAUGUUUUGUGGUUACAUAUUUCAUUAUUUACAUUGAAAAAUAAUACUUCUUGCUGCUGUGAACUUUAACUACCAAAAUGCAAAGCCAACAAGUAGAAAGGACAUUUAAUGCUGAGAAUUUCAAGACAUCAGUCAUGCAAAAAACUUGAAUAUAAGUCCAAGUUCGGCUAAGUAUUAUUUAGGAUGAAGUUUGACACCAGCUUGGAGUGCCAGAGGCGGCCUCUGGUGACAGCAGGAGUUACAGUGACCUUACACUCUUGUUAAUUCUGUUGCUUAACCAGCCUGUAGCAUUUUCUUUCUCCUAAUACUCAUUGCUUCGGCUGCCACUUGAGUUUCUUCUUCCCUUCCAUCCCAGGAGACUGUCUGUUCUUUGGAUGCUAUAUGAUUGAUUGGGGAAGCAGAGGGCAUACAGAACUGAUGUUUAAGAAAUGUUAAGAAAUCAGGAGGACAGAAGACUAAUCAAACACACAGGCAGGGAUUGUGUUUUAACAAGAUGAUGGAUUGCACUUGUGUGUGUUUUCCUGUCUUGCUCCUUAAAACACUCUCAUUAAAAACAUUUUUUUCAAGUGCUGGACAGCAAUGUGUUACUAUUUACUUGUCAUUGGGUCAGCAGUCACUCUUGCAAACCUGUAAAUCCAUUUAGUGUUAAUUACAAUCUGUAGAUUGCAUUAUGUGGUAGUCUAUGCACUAAGGUGUUUUGUUAAAUUGAUUCAUCAGAUAUGAAAAUGCUGGUUUUAAGCCCUUUUAGAGCUAGAACCAUUUUUGUGUUGAUUAAACAUCAUAGAAAAUGAAAUCCCUUUAGAUAAUACGACGUUGACUCCCAGUUUGUUGAAAAUUCCUUGUACAAACUUGCUUGCUGUUUUGACCUUCUUUUUGUUUAGUGUUGCUUUUUUUAUACCUAUCUUUAAUCCCCAAAACAUCAGAUAACAAGGAACCCUGUUGCUUUAACGAUUCUCCUAAUAUGUCUAUUACUUUGUUCAGAGCUUUAGUUUUACAUUUAUUUUUGAUGUGUCACUUUUUAAAAAGCAAUUUUUUUUUUUUAAAUUUGAAGACCUUCUUAGUUGGCACCAUUUGCAAUAAACAUUUCUGCAGAACAAAAAUAAUUGCUGGAGCACAGUUUGUAGUCAAAAUCAGUACAGAUUUAAAAUUUCUUAUUGUUGACAUUUGUAAAAAUGAUAUAUAAUAAAACAAAUCCAACGAUUUGUUAUAACACUGUCAACAUAGUGUUAUAAUAAUGAUAUAAAUAUAUAUAUAUUCCUAUUAUUACACAGUGCUUAAAGGGUUAAUUGAAUUGUAACACUUCAAAGAGAUAAAAAAAAAUUCUGGCUAUUUGUUGGAGUUCUGAUAAACAAAGCAGAUGAGAAGUGACUAUGCAAACAGCAUGGCAGGAAUGUGGAGGGCAGAAUGCAGGUAAGCUUUCUGUGAAAUGGAGAGUGAAGGUGCUUGGGAGAGGAUUAUUCUACCAGGAACAGACAUGUAGACACAUUAGCAAACACAACAGAUCCACAGAAAGGUGGCUCCUGAUAGCUGCAGUUCUGUGUAUUGUUAGACAUUUGACAAUGAAUAGGCCUUUGCAUUGCAAUACACGCUAUUCACCUGAAUUAAAAUACAUGCUCCAAUAAAGACUGGUAUUUUCCAUGUACCAAACAGUGUAGUCUAGGGUUUGAAACAAAGUAGUGUGAUCUAGUUUUACAAUAAAGAACUCCAAUGACUACUUACAGUGAGUGAAAAGCCUUUUUUUGUUGUUUGUGAUGAAGAAGAUGGUUGUUUACACCCAGGGCUAAGCAAAUUUGUGGCUUGAGGUUAGUCAAUAUGUUAAAUGUGGUCUGAAUGCCUCCUGGUUUUACACUUCCAGUAAUGAGACAGACUUACUUGCCCCUCAUGCACUCAAAGAGUUACAGAUAGCUGAACCUGUGUUCCGAAGAACAUAUGCCAUUGAUACAAGUAACCCAGCGGAAGUUCCAAAGACUAACUGAUUUGUCAUGUUUUGGCAUUAUUGAUCAAACAUGUCAGGUGUGGAAAGUUGUUUAGUUUGAAGGAGUUGGCCAUUGCGCGGUUUGGUUAGCCAGGUCAGGUUACAGGCCUGUACACAAAGAGUCGUUUCUCCUGAAUAGCCUGGAGACCUGGAUACAAUAAUUGCAGCUGUUUACUUAGUCCUUAGCAUCCCAAUUCUUCAUGUGAGACAGAUUUUAGUGCGAGGCUCUGGACUGUUCUGCUGAACUGCAAUUUGUGCUCAGGAAACACUUUUUUUAUAACACCUGGGAGGAGGGGAAAAGUGAUAUUAGAGCAGGUUCUGUAUGCCAGAAGGGAUACCAGUAACUGUAAGAGUACCAGUAAAAUUAGUGCUAGGUGUUUAAUAGUCUUGCUUGGAGGAAGUGAACAUCAGAGCUAAAUGUGAAGACAUAUUGAGACAGCUUCACAUCUUAGCUUUGAACUAAUUGCCUUUUAUACCAUGUGUCACCCCAAGCUUGAAGACCGGUAUCUUUACUGCAUCUUUACUGCAGCCCUAAUAAAAAAAAAACACAAAAGCUGAGCAAUUCCAGUCCAGUUUCUAGAACCAUCAACAUACCAGACUUUUGUUACUUUCAAAUCCAUUUUAGCUGCAUCUGGAAAUUAGGUUUAAGAUAAAGCAUUUUGAAGCAUGUUCUCUGGUAGGUGAUUCUCCUUUAGUAACAAAGUGUUACUGGGUAAAAGGUCAAAUUAACACUUUAUUCUCAUAUCUGCGUUAAAAGCUUGUGCUUUAACAUUUUGGCUUUCAAAGGGGUUCUGUCCACGCAGACAGAUGGGAUGUUUAUGGGGGAGGUGGAGGGUAGCUUUCUUUUUUCACACAUUCAUAAUGAGCUUGGGUAAAAACUUGUGGCAUGUUAGUACAUUUCCCUAAAUCUUUUUCUGGGGUAUUUACUAACAGGUGAUAAGUGGGAACGACUUAUCUCCAGUGAAACCUCGUACAGAAAGUCCUCAUCACUUGCAUCAGGUUAGUUCUCUGGAAAAUAAAUUGUGAGUUGAAUUGAUGUAAGACAUGUUUGCUCACACUACAUUUAUAAAUGAGCAGCAAUACAAAGUACAUUAAGCAGUGCAAUAUUUUCUAGAGUAUUGUUAUGUAGAUGGUAAACAUGCUAUGGAGUACUACUGUAAUUGAACAAGUGGGCUCUAUUACAUUGAACAUUCUCAGAGUAUAUGAAGAGGAUAAAAAUAUGAUGUAAGUCUGUGUCUGUCACCAUGUGUCUUAAAGGAGCACUGUAGGGUCUGGAACACAACCAUGUAUUCCUGACCCUGUAGUGCAAAACCCACCAUUUAGGUGGCUAGCCCCCUUAAAAGCAAUUAAAAUUCACCUUAUUUCCAGCGCUGCACGGGACCGCUGUCACUGGCCCCGCCCUCUUGGUGACAUCAUCAGAGUUGCUGAUUUUUAGCCAAUUCAAUGCUUUCCCAUUGGCUAAAAUUGGCAAAGGGGCGGGGCCAAACAUUGUUUUGGCCAAUCAGCACCUCCUCAUAGAGAUGCAUUGAAUCGAUGCAUCUCUAUGAGGAAAAUUCAGCAUCCCCAUGCAGAGUGUGGAGACGCUGAACUGCAAUGCUGCCUACUGUGCAGCAUUGCCCCAGGAAGCACCUCCAGUGUCCAUCUGAGGAGUGGCCACUUGGAGUUGCCCCUAGGGGCAAUGGGAACACUGCCUUUUCUCUGAAAAGGCAGUGUUUGCAUUAAAAUGCCUGAAGGCAAUGAUUAUACUCACCAGAACACAUACAUUAAGCUGUAGUUGUUCUAGUGAACAUAGUGUCCCUAUAUUCCUUGGCAAAGGGGUUCUUCAAAACCAGAUACAUUUCAGACGUGAAUUGCAUUUGGUAGGAAAUAUGAAUAUUUAUUUAUUUUGCAUUCAUUACAUUUGAGUUAUUGCCUGUGCAUACAUUAGAAUCUACAGAAAAUAUUCCUGUUGAUCUGAUUAUAUCUGCUUCUUGGAUCUCCCAAGAGAUUACAUUUUUAGAAAGUGGUGUUCUUCAGAAUAAUUUUUUUUAUUGCUAACCCUAUUCCAUUUGAGAUCAGAUAUAUUUUGUCCUCUAGGUUAAAAUAAAUAUUAGUAGGAUAUUUCCGGGGAUAAGUCAAUGAGUGCAGGAUUUUAAGGAAAGUGCUGUGUACCAUUCCAUUGGUAGACAAAGAAACCAUAUCUUUAUAAUACGUCCUGUCAUCAAGGUCUAUCAUUUUGUGACAAUGCCACAGAAUUGUUACCCUCCCAAUAGGUCCCUUGCUUAAUGUACAUUGAUUUGUUUUUGUUUUAUUAUUAUUAUUUUUCAUAGAACUGGAAUUAAACAGGAUUGUCAUUUUACUGAUGAAUCAGCAACUCAGCCCUGUCACAUGGAUGAAAAAGACCUGCCCUUGUCCCAUGUCCUUUAUUAAAUUCUUAACAGUUCACUGAAAAAGCACAUUUUUAUAGGUUAAAUUGAUGUCACUCGGUAGUCUUCGUGGGGUGUUGCCUUUUAUAUGGAUGAUGUUUUGUAGAGGUGCAUAUAAAAAAACCGAGGCUAGUACUUCCUUAAUAUCACAAGCACAUGACAAUGGAUGACUCCUUAAAAAAAGAAAACUAGGCAGUAUUGUUUUCUGAUGACUUAUUCUCAACUGUUGUUUUGUCAAAAAAAAUAAUCUGUGUGUUAUAUGAAUUUGACUAUUUUAACAAUCAUUCUAAACAGACUAAUGAAGGGGGCUAUUUUACUGAGAAGUGAAUUCAUUUUACUUCUGUGAAAUUACUAUUAUUAAAAAGACCCACUCAAUGGCUUGAUAAAUAGCUCUAAAGUAUAUAUAUAUAUAUCAUAUACAGUAGUCUUCAACCUUUUAUUGUGUAAAUCAUCAACUUGAAUAACUACUUACAAUGAAUCUUUCCAAUUCAUUACAAUUGGAUUGUAUCAUGGUCAAUGACCACGUGAUCUUAUCAAUGCCUCAGGAGUCUUUUGUUAACUAGGCCUCAGAGUCUAACUUAUUGGAAGUGUAGGUCAAUCAGUUUAUAAUAAAGAAGGGAUAUGUAAAUACAUCAUUGUAGAAAUAUAAAGACCUUUUUGAUUGGUUACAUUGUGUAAUCUAGGACGAGGCUUGCCAAGGAGUAUGUUAUAAUGUAAGAAUGUUGAUUAUGUAUUCAUUUGUGUUCGUUUACCUGAUGUUGAGCUUUAAAACCCAUUAUUCUCUAUCAGCCUGAGGUCAUGGUGUCCUUAAAAUAACUACCCCCGCUAAAUGACUUAAAGACCUACCCCACUUGGAAAUGAAUGUACUUUGACAUAUAUUUCAGGAUCAGCUAAUCCUGGGAAUAUACAAUAGUAAGAGACUGGUAGGAUGCAUAAAAGUAAGACACUGUUAAUUUGACUUUGGUCAUUGCUAUGUAAAGUGGUCUUAAAGCAGCUGUUUCUUUUUCAGCCCCAUCAACUGUGACUCAGAUCCAGCCCAAAGAGAUAACCAGACACAGUGUGUCAUUAACGUGGCCAGAACCAGAACGAGCCAACGGGGUUAUUCUGGAAUACGAAGUCAAGUACUAUGAAAAGGUAAUCAGCUUCAUAGCCAAUGCUUAGUCUACCUCUGGACUUUAAUGUGGCAUAACCAUGACAAAUAAUAUUGUUAUUAUUUAUAAGGACCACCAUAUUUCUCAGCACUGUACCAUAUGUUUAAAGCUGUUAUUUAAAUCAGACCUUUUCGCAAUGGCUGUAAUGAGCCAGAGUUUAAGAUUAUCUCUUUUGUAUAUUGUUGAGAAAUAUUGAUCUAAAAUGCAUGGAUGUCUCUGGCUCUUGUUUACAAUGUGCUAAAACAACCUUGUUGAAAGUUAUAUGGCACACUAGUGUAGCGUAAAAAAAUUAAUUGAAUUUCUAUUUCUCCAAACAGGAUCAAAAUGAGCGCAGCUAUCGCAUUGUAAAGACCGCCUCUCGUAGCGCAGAUAUCAAGGGUCUUAAUCCUCUCACGGCCUACGUCUUUCACGUGCGUGCUCGUACUGCUGCAGGAUACGGCGAUUUCAGUGGGCCUUUUGAGUUCACCACAAAUACAGGUAAGGCUCCUUAGGCAUAAUGUAAGUGACCUUGAGGGUUCUCAAUGGUAUAAAGAGGCAAUUUAAUUCCGCUAUCCUGGAACUACAACGCUCAUGAUGCCUGGAGAGAUAAAUAUAUGUGCAUGAUGGAAAAUGUAGUUUAAAAAUGAGUGGAGAGGGCAGGUGAUGACAUUUCCCGAUCAGAACAGUGCCGCUUGUUCACUGUGCUAUGCUAUGCAGCUUUUAGCUUUUAUUUGUAGAGCUGAAAUCAUUCAAAUGUAAUUUUAUCUUUCCUAUUUUUAGUUCCUUCGCCCAUGAUUGGAGAGGGCGCCAACCCUACUGUUCUUCUGGUCUCAGUGGCGGGCAGCAUUGUCCUUGUGGUCAUUCUCAUCGCAGCCUUUGUCAUCAGCAGAAGGUAUGGGGCAGCCUGCCGAGCGUCAGUCUUUAUCAAAUCCCACUCCUGCUAGAAUGAAACCUUUUAAAAUUAUUUAUAUGCUGUUCUUGUGAAAGAGAGAAAAAUAUAUGUAUAUGCCAACGAAGUAUAUGAAAUAGAUAUCAGAAAAGGCCCAACAGUUACUUGUUAGCCCUCUGUUCUUCUGAUUUUUGUUGUAGGUUUUAAUUCAUUCUCUGGCACCUAACACAUACAGUUAAAUAGUAUGUUGCUAAAAGAAAUACUAAAAGGGGUACUUAUAUUAGAUCAGGACUCCCGCACUCAAGGGGUUAAGGCUUAUUUUUCCGUUAGAAAUAAAUUGCUAUUUUUAUUAUGGUAUUACAAAUAAUUUGUAGCUGAUCCAUUGUUAAAUUCAGAGUGAAGCCCAAUUAAAUCUUGCAAAUAAAAGGAGAAAAAUAAGAUAAUUACAGAUUUAGUGACUACAUCUUAAUAUUGUAGUCUGCUUCCCAAACUGGUUAAACAAGAAGACGACUUCUUUCUCAUCACGUAUGUGUGUGUGCGUGCAUACACAUUGAGGUGGCAUUAUUUUACCCUCUUUCAGCUUUCCCUGUUGUGUAUUUUUUUUUGUACAAUAUAUUUUUUAAGUUAUGGAUAGUGUAGCGUAGGGUUUGAUGUGCAUUGCAGGGGUUACUGUUUAGUGAUAGGACUAAGUAGUGUAGAAGUUAAUGUUUAGUGUUGGUUUAGUGUCUGGGUUAAGUUAAUCUAAGGGUUUAUGUAACGUCUACUAAUGUAACCUUUCCUUAACCACUACCCUUAUCCUCUACACUGCACAUUAGCCUCUACAUUACCCUAACUCACUAUACUAUUGCUAAAUAGAUACAUAUUAGCACUACACUGCCUCAACACACAACUCUACACAUUAACCCCUGCAUUGCCCUAACAAACUACACUCUCAAUUAUAUAUUAACCACUAUACUACACCAUCACUUAACCUCCUUCACUAUCCUAACAUUCUCACUGUGUUAAUCCAUAUGUUACACUAAAAUUAGCCUUAAACUUAAAAUAUCAUAUAGUAUAAAAUAUAAAAAUUGUAAGUGUGUAUUGGGGGAAAAUAAUGACACCACAAGGUUCUGGAGACAAAUGGAAAUCCCUCCGACUUUAAUCUUCCGUCUUGUGGUUUAAGAUGAAUUCUGCAGAACCCCUUCUCAGCCUUAUUUUUCUGAUAACACACUGUUCACCCCUAUGUCUCCUAUAUGCAUUUUAAUGAAGCUUGACUAACUUUUUUUUUUGGAAGAGGAAGGUAACAGUUUUGUGAGAUCAGCAAUACCAGCUAUUUUUAAGUUGCAUAGAAUUUCUUUUUAGGCUUUUGUAGCAGUCCCCCUCCACCUUCCUCUCCUGGGGUGGAGUUUGCUAACCUGAAACAAAGCUGCAUUCUCUGAUUAGCAUCUAAACAUAGUCUCCACAUUACAAGCCCUACUAAGAGCUUUGAUCUCCCCAGCAGGAGUACAACAGCAGCCUGCCUUAUCAUCAUGAAGCCUGCAGCAGGAGUCCCACUUCAGAUGGAAAAUGAAUUCCGCUAAUUCCUGGGGUCCUUUUUAUGUUGUGUGGAGCUAUCAUUAGCCUCAAUACACACUGCUAAACUAGCACAUAGGCGUAUUCCCCCCUUAUAGUCUAUGGCAAGGAAGUGGAACUCAUCUCAACAUUUUAUUUAAGGAUUAUUAUUAUUAUUACUUUGAAAUUUACGUAAACAUAUUUGGACAGCUUUGCUUUGGCCAUGAUUUUUAUUUUAUUUAUUAUAUUAUUCAAAUUUGCCAACAUAUUAUGCAGCAGCUCUUUAUGAUGCCUUUUGAUUGGUUCCCAGCUUACUUCCAAAUUCCAAAGGAUUCUGAUCUUUAUUCGUCUUUUAAUACAGAAUGUGCCUGUAUUCUUGGAUUAUAUAACGAAUUGACUUGCGUCCUCACAAUUAAUAUAUAGCAAAAUACAGUAUUAGGUUCAUUUUCAAGUCCCUUUAUACAGAGAAUGACAUCCAUUAAUUGACUAAAAAUGAACAUUUCAACGGUUAUGUGUGAAUUAGUGUCUGCGUAAGUCAAGUAAUCAUACUGUACCUUGGUGUCUAAUUGGCCCUUAAGCUAAGGCUCAACCAUAAGGCGUGCAGAGAAUUCUGGGAUAUGUAGUCCAGCAACAGUUUAGAAUGCCGAGAUUGCUCAGCCAUGCACUAAGCUCAUCCGAUUUGUAUGUCAUAAAUGCCAGCUUUACAGUCGAGGGAAUAUAUUAACAUUUUGUAAGCUAUUUAAUAAAUUAUUACAAAAUGGUUUUUUUUAAAAAUAAUUUUGGGUGAAAAAAAAAAGCUAAUUCAAACAAUGCUAGCUUCCUGUCUCUUGGUAUUUGUUCACUUCACAAAUUGUAUUGUAGAGAAGUCUGUGGAUAUUUUUAUCCAUACAAUGCUCACCAUGUAAACAACACGUUUACAAAAGACACCAUCCAAGGAACUACAAUAAGUGUGAACCAAAACAAUAGCAGAGGAAGUCCCAAUAUAACAGUGCGUACUAAACGUAUUGAAAUUUUUUUUUACAUUUCUAACGAGACGGUACAUCCUGACUUUACCCUUGUUAUCUCCACAUUUUAUUUUUUAAAACUAAAAUUGAAUACAAAGGUUGCAAUUUACAUAGCAGUUCAUUAAUUUACAAUUACUAGGCAACCAAAUAUUAAUCCAACAUAGAUGAUUUAAAAAGAAAAAGAAAAAUCUCCUCUCCUUUAGUUUACUGAAUUGGCUAUUGUGGCCUAAAUUUUGGUUAUCAACUCACCAGAAUUCAUAGCCAUGUCAUAAACUGCUAUAUUAUCUAGGAUGCGGCCAUCUUUGAUGCUCCUGCUGAGUACAUCUUUAGUUCUCUGUAGCUCAGCCAGCAAAACGUCUCGGCCACAGGUAUUACAAAGUUAAAUUAGCGAAACCUUAUUUGCCAUAGUAUUUGUGCUUAUUCCUUACGUUUGGCUCUGACCAUAUAAUCCGUAUUGGAUUACAGGAAGUAGCCUGCUGAGCAUUAUAUAGGAGCUUUGUGUUGGUGACACUUUAUAUCUGUUUAACAGUAGGCCUGCACAUAGCGGAAACGUGUCCAUUAUUGUAACAGGCAUCUACGAUCAUGAUCCUUCGUUAACAACAAAAGUGAGGGCUGGCUUAGGUCGAUGGAAAGCAGGCAGUGAUUGGUCCUCGAUGGAUCACUUUAGUGGAAAAUGAAACAUCGACCCUUUGGACUUUCAUUGAUUCUCUUUUAGUGUCAGCCGUAAAGCUGUCAUCGGGAACAUAGCCAAGAGCUGGGGAGAUGACAUGCCCAUAGCUCCUAAUGCGAAUUCAAACUGUCCUUCCUCUUUAGGUCAGCACACGGAACAAUGCGUUAAGAUGUAUAAAUAAAGACAAUUUUGCUAACGGUGAGCGUGAGAUCCCUUGGACAGAUUUUUUUUUUUUCUGUGCCUCAUGUGUAACGGUAUCGGAAAGGGUUUGUAGAAACGUAAGAACUGAAGUGUGAAAUCAGAAAUACCAACUUUGUAUUGUGAUUUCAACAUGGCGUAUAAUUUCAGAGCUUUAAAGGGUUUGCAGUCUGCAAGGCUUAUUUUGUGACCAGUUAAUAUAGAAAUAGUUGUCCCCCACCUGCCCACUGGACAUGAAAAGAAAAUAUUAGUUUGCAGGUUACACGAACGGGGGUUAUUCACUGAAGUAUGGCUUGUUAUGCAUUCUACAUAUUUUUUUUUUUUUUGCUUAAAAUAGCUGAAAUGAGAAGAAAAUCUCCAAGUCAGCUAUGUUUUACACUGUGAAUAUUUUAACUUAAAAUUUGAAAGUCACUUUGAAUUCUUUACGAUCCGCACUUUAGGGAGUAACCUUAAUUGAGCCCACCUUAAUUUCGAGACUGCUACAUUCUGUCUUUUUCUCACUCCUCAAAGUGUAAUAUAUCUUUCAAAAAUAUAUGGUGAUUAUAUUGUCAUCAUGGUUCCAGCUUUUUAACCCUUUUUAGACUUUUAAGUAAGACUAGAAUCAGUCGGUGGAGUAUCUACUGCAUGCCCUUUAUUUGUUUUUUGGUUUUUUUCUUCUUCUAUCCCUAGCACUGUGCCCAUACCCAUCAUGAUAGCAGUAAAUAUUUCUCUGCCUACAUUUUAACCUGUUAAAUAAGUGCACUUUCAACACACCCUUUUGGUAACCACGGGGUUAAUGAGGUUAUGCAAGCUGCGCACAGAAGGAAAGGCAGAUGGCGUCUCUGUCAUUUGCAGCAGAUUGUCUCCUGUACACUCUCUUACUUCCAAUGCUGUUUUCUAGAAGGUGGUUUUGGAAGCAUUUUCUAGUUAGCAGACUGAUAUUAUAGAAGUGAGUGAGUUCUGUUUUCCUUUUUUUUUUUGUUAAAAAAACAAUAUAGAUUCCGUAACUUUUUUUUUGCAUAACACUUUUAAUGAAAUAAUGUAAUAUUCCUCAGCAUUCCAUGUUGAUACCAUAGUCUGGCUGACUGGUAUGCAGUUUAAUGGGCUGAUGAUCAACUCUCCCCCCCCCCCCAAAAAAACAAUUAACGUAAAUGUAAAAAUAAAAUUCAUGUACGGGAAUUUGCUUACAUGUUGUAAUAACAGUGUAAGCACCUGUUUGUAUUUUAAAUCUGAUUUGCUUGGGUUGCAGUUUAGUUUUACAUGAGAUCAUAUCAGAACAUUUAGUGUUGUUUUUAACCCUGUGCCAGCCAAGCGUUAAUCCCACCUACUCCAUUUAUUUAAAUGCAGUGAUUCACCUCAUGUUCAAGACUUUGUUUUUUACAAAACAUCCCUGGAAGGACUUCAGCUGGGUAUCGGAUUUUGUAUUUAUUUUGGGUCCAGGCUGGCUUCAGCAGAUGUCAGAGGUUACAAAAAAUACCCGAUCAAAGCUGACCUAUCUGACCAGUGCACCUUGAGUCUUUGUGUCUAUAUAUAUAUAAUAUUCACUUGGCUGGUAUCUCACAAUAUGCACACAUAACAUGCCUUUGUUUACAGUGAAAUCCCAUGGGAAAAAUGUUCCUUUUGUGUGACCCUGACACCUGAGGAAUGGUCAGACACACCUAGCCUAACAUUUGCACUUUUUAAAAUUCCUUUAUCUCUGCUCUGACCCUAUUCUAAUUAUGAACUAUUGCCUAAUAAUCUUAGAUUUUUUAAAUCAGACAUAUCAUCGUAGCAUAGGUCACUAUUUAGUGAGUAUAGCUCUUCAAAUUGCUCUUGGGGGUGGGGGAAAGUGGGACAUAUGAUAAGGCCUUUGGAGGAUGGGUUUUAUGGUAGUUUUCAUUAAACACAUAAAAGCUUUCAAUUAGUGUUUUAUCAGCAGUCCUGUGUUCUUUAGACAAAGCUCCAUUAGACAAUCACUCAUUGCCUUAAUUACCCCUGCCCAUUCAACCCAGAUCUAAACCAAUGCUAAUUAAUGUCAAAAUGUUGCAUUAUCUAGAUUUCUUUUGGUUUUAACUUGUUUUUCCUCAGUUCAGCCUGGUGAGAUGUAAAUCUCUAUGCCUCUAGCAUUUUACAGGAUCAUACAACCCUAUGAAUAUGUUGCUGUGUAAUAUAACCAUGGAGUCCUAGUUCAUAGUAUUUACUGUACCUUUUGGUAGCUGUGCAUGAUGAGAGUUGUUACUUAAAAAAAAUAGAGAUUUUUUAGAAGUCUGUAAACAUAAACCCAUGAAUUUUGCCCUGUGCUGCCAUGUCCCCAUCUCUGCUGGUUAAAACAUUUUACAGAUCCUUGAUACAAUCUAUUGUUCAGAGCCACAUGCCCUUGUCUUCACUGCAAGGUCAUAAGCCUUGCCUACAAGGCACUGGUAUGGUUUUACACAGUAUGUGGUGCCAUUCUGCCUCCAUGCAGUUAUGUGGCUUUUCAUAAGAUAGCAUCUAUCCUAAUGGCUCUCUCAUUUCUUGUUAACUCUUCAGGCGCAGCAAAUACAGCAAAGCAAAACAGGAAGCAGACGAAGAGAAGCAUUUAAACCAAGGUAAAGUGAGAGUCUGUGUGUUGUGUAAUUCUUAUUGUUUGAAUAACAUGUGUAAGUGCUAAUGAAAUCGCAUGCAAUGGUAUAUCAUGGGGGUAUAUCAGUCAAGCAGCAGAAAAGCCUAAACAGAGCAAGCCUUUGACAAAUAAAAAGAACACAAACGCGUCUAUGCCUUUUCAUUUUUUUCUUCAUAAUAAUACGAAAAUCCUGUUUUCUCUCUGCCAGGUGUAAAAACAUACGUGGACCCUUUCACUUACGAAGACCCCAACCAAGCUGUCCGUGAAUUUGCUAAAGAAAUAGAUGCUUCAUGCAUCAAGAUUGAAAAAGUCAUUGGCGUAGGUAAGUAGCACACUCCGGAAAAGGAAUCUUCUGGUAAAAGCAUUGUUUUAAAUUAGAAAUAGAUAAAUAAAAAUACAAAACAGCAAGCAAUAUUGAGUAGAACAAAAUUAAAAUACAAAAAUGUAGUAGAUGGGGGCAGAUUCAGAACCUAAUCUCGGUAGGUGCACUAUAUAUGUAUAGUCUAACAAAGCGUGCAGGACACAGAAAUGCAUAGCAAAUAAUGAAUUGUUAUUGAGACAAAUGUUAUCAAAAACAAACAGGAAAAUUCAUCCUAAUAAAGACAACAUAAACAUAAAAAGUAUUUAAAGGCACAUAUAGAUUUAGGUACAGAUACAUUCACAACAUUUUUAUAGUAGUGAUGUUAUCAAGUGAGACUUGGAGUGAGUACUCCCUGUGUUAUGUUUUUCUUGCAUUAUUUUGUAUUUGUUUCAUCAGUUGAUGUGCUAUUAUCUCAAAAACCCAUUCCUUGAUCACAGGUGAAUUUGGAGAAGUAUGCAGUGGACGCCUGAAAGUUCCCGGAAAGAGGGAGAUAUACGUGGCUAUCAAGACUCUUAAAGCAGGAUACACGGAUAAGCAAAGAAGGGACUUCUUAAGUGAGGCUAGCAUUAUGGGCCAGUUUGACCACCCAAACAUUAUCCAUCUCGAAGGUGUUGUCACCAAAUGUAAGCUCCAUGCCUUUUAAUUUAAUUUCUAUGUCACCCCUAUUAAUGUCUGCUUUAAAAAAAAAAAAAAAAAAAAAAAAAAAAGAAAGAAAGCUGUAGAUUUCUUGGGAGUGGCUACCAGCUACUAAAAAAAGUUUCCAUUAUAACAUUGCAACCAGUACUGCUCUCUUUACAACUCCAUCCAUCAAAUAUCACUCUGCUUUGUGUACCAUGCAGAGCCUGUACCCCAAACAGCACUCGUAAGUGUGCCCUCAGGACUCAGAUACUUGCACCCAAAACCUUAUGCAGAGGUAGCAUUUCUAAAAGAUCUACUCAAGAAUACCUGUCUUAGUUAUUUUAUUCAUCUAUUUCUUAUUUUUCAAUUUUUUUUCUAUCUACCUCCCUUGAUUCUGGCCUCAUCCUUAUGCCUUACAUUCUGCCGAUUCCACCUUAAAAACAUUGCCCGCGUCCGCUUCUUUCUUAUACAAGAUUUUCUUCAUGCUGUAAUUCCUCGCAUUGAUUACUGUAAUUCUCUCCUAAUUGGUCUCCCUAGAAGGCAUACUGUCCCGCUACAGCCUGUAAUGAAUGCUGCUGCCAGACUGAUCUUUCUCUCCUGUCGCUCUUUUCAUAUCUCACCCCUCUGUCAAUCCUUAAACUGGCUUCCUGAAUCCUAUAGGUGUCCAUUCAAAAUAAUAAGCCUGAUUUAUAAAGCUCUAAACAACUCUAGACCCUCUUACAUUUCUUUACUGAUUCGUAGAUAUGCCCCUUCUCGGUCUCUCCGCUCUGCCGGUGAACGUCUCCUGUGCGCUACCCAGAUUCUUACUGCCAGCUCACGCUUGCAGCACUUCUCAGGGGUGGCUCUUUUCCUUUGGAACAUCAGACUCUCCCCUAGUCUUCAAUCAUUUAAGAAGUCCCUCAAAACCCAUCUCAACAGAGAAGCUUAUGCCUCCCGAAGUAAUUUCUGUUUCCCAAACCUUCCCAUGUUGAAGAUGAAAAUUGAAGAAUAUAUUCAUGUCUCUAUAGUAUCAUCUAUAAUACAUCUUUUUAAUAGAUGCAUUACAGAUUCAGAACAUUUUUUAAAUAUAGCAGAUAUAACAGCUACAACAGUUUAGUUAUAAGAUGGUUUAUAUUGGUGGUACAUCCCAGCCAUCUUGAUGUAAAUAAAUACAUUUUAAAAGUUUUUGUAACCCUCUCCCCCCAAUGUGGGUUAUCACAGCUGCCCACUCUCAAGGCGGGAAUGUUGCAGGUUUUAGAGUGAGGUGCAUAUGGCACACUUUCUGGGGUAGCCAAGGACAUCUUGGCCGCUGUGCUAGACUGAGCUAAUUGUUAAAGUACAGGCAGGGAGCAGAUGGCCGCAACUCCUUUCUGUUUUUGGACAAGAGAAAGAAAACAUGGUCCGUAAGCUUAACCUCUGCUGGCGCAUAAUACUGCAACACAGAUCGCGCUAGUGGCAAUUAACGAUCCAUCUUGCAAAGGAAGCGACUUUCAUUAAAACUCAUUUGCAGUCAUCUGUUGUACCAGAAGCCGAUGGAAUCUAGCAACAAAGUCAUCAAAUGCUUACCGCACCCGCAGCUCCAUUCCUUUGUUAAGUUCCAUCACAACAACCACGUUAUAAAACUCAAACCGUUCUAGUAUAGUCUAGCGGCUAAUGGGUUAUAAUAUAUAUAUAUUUUUUUAUUGUUACCAUCUGCUUAGAUAUUUGCAGAGAACUCUUGUCAUAGUGCUUUGGCUGCACAGCCAAGACGUACACUGCAAUGAUUCACCAAAUACAUAGCAUAUUUUAAUACCUACUCAUUUGAAAGUGUGAAUUUUCUGGGCUGCAAUUCUUUGUGACCUUGAGAGGCCAUUUAAUGUGGUUAUGAAUCCGACAGGGCAAACCAUCAGCCCUUUUUCAUCCCUCUGAUUUUACAUCAAACUUUGGGUUCCUGAUUUUUGAUUCAAGCGGUGUGUUAUUAUCAUCUUCUGUGACUUAUGAAACCAUAAAAUCUGAAUAAAGCCCUUGCAAGCACAGCAUUAAAAUAUGCGGCAGCUCUCAUAGCAGCAGAACUGGCGGACGGGGGUUCUGUAAAGAGAGAGAGAUCCAAGAUAGAAAGAGGCUUGCAUUUCCAUACACAUUUAAAUGGUAAUUAUGCAAACAAUGCAGCAGGCACCCACUAUGAACCUGUCAUGUGAUACAUAUUUCACGUACUGGGCCAGGAAAAAAAUGGAAUUGCAGCUCUAGUAUGGAAAAUGUGGAGGAAUCUGCUUUUUUGUUUUGUUUUUCUUUGUUUUUGUAAUUAUGUUCAAACCUUCACGUUGUGGUGUGUUUAUCAGAAUGCACUAAAUUUCCAUGUUAAAUUGUAAAAUCUACAUAAUGGCAAAAAUAUUGCAUCUCCACAUAGCCCUUAACACCCUUUGCUGUCCAAAUCACAGGCAAACCAGUCAUGAUCAUCACAGAAUACAUGGAGAAUGGAUCGUUAGAUGCCUUUCUUCGGGUGAGUGUUUUGCAGCCUGCCAAUACAUUAUAAAAUACGCAACCAAGCACUAAUCACACAUCCAUCUAAGUACUAAACAUGAGCUGUCAGCUGACUUCAUUGUAGCUGCUCCAGGGGCCUCACUAAUUUGUCAUAAUUUACACUGUUACACAACUGUAUUUAUUACAUUCCGUUUUCUUUGAAUAUAGUCUGUGACUGUAUACAUUCAUUUAAAGAAACACCCCUGACCCUAAAGUCACUUUAGCUUUCUGAAGUUCUUUAUGUGGGAAUAUGUGUCAUCAGUUUCAUUUUACAAACAGUGCAUAUUUCAAAAUAAAUUGACACUUUUAUAAAUUAACCUGGUUACAAUCCCCUGGCUGUCAAUAAGAAACAGGUCUUGUUACUACAAGGUUAUUUAGCUCAGUGGAGAUGAAUUCUAAAGGCCUAGACUUGAGCUGCAAUGGGAAGUCUGUGAUUGGACAGCCAUAGAAGGUCUGGGCUGGGUUAGAAAGGGAGAGCUUGAAAAAAACUUCAGAUAAGAGAUCUGUUGCUUUUGCACAUAAUUAAAUGCAUGCAUGAUCUCACUAGCGGUAUAUGUACAAAAUAGUGAUUUUAACUUUUUUUAUUUUUUUAUUUUGGGCAGUGGAGUGUCCCUCUAACUGCCCUUAGCUGACCAUCACACAACAUAAGAAACUUUUUAGAACACACUCCGGUAAAAGUAAUAAUAAUUCUAUAAGAACAAUUUCUGGCACCUAAACUCAGCCUUAAUCGACCUAAAGGCUGGCAGAACAUCAUUAAGCAUUGUGGGAAUUGUAGUUGUAAACAUAUAGGGGUGCAAAGCUUAACUAACCCUCCAACAGAUGCUAAAUUAUCUUUAAAAAAUCCAGUGCCAUAUUAUCAGAACUUAAAGAUUCAAUGAUUCUGAUCCAUAUUAGAAAUAGAGAGAUUAAAAUAAUUGUCUCCCACUAUUUCCUUGUGAAAAAUAAUGUUAUUUUAAGAUACUGUGGUCUCCAUUGUCAUUUGAAGAAGACGUGCACCUAUUAUUAACACUAAUCAAUUUUUUUUGUUUCAGAAGAAUGAUGGUAGAUUUACAGUAAUUCAGCUAGUGGGGAUGCUGAGAGGUAUUGGAUCAGGCAUGAAGUAUCUCUCUGAUAUGAGCUAUGUGCACCGGGAUCUGGCUGCCCGUAAUAUCCUGGUAAACAGCAACUUGGUCUGCAAGGUCUCUGACUUUGGCAUGUCUCGUGUUUUGGAAGACGAUCCGGAGGCAGCUUACACCACCAGGGUAAGGAAAAAAGCAAAUUCAUUGAUACAAAGUAUAGCACAACCAGGGCUGGAAAAGAACGGAAUACAAUGUGGAAUGUGAAAAGCACAAUCCUUGAUACAAAGUAUAGCACAUCCAGGACUGGAAAAGAACGGAAAAAAAAUGUGGAAUGUGAAAAGCACAAUCCUUUAUACAAAGUAUAGCACAUCCAGGACUGGAAAAGAACUUAAUAGAAUGUGGAAUGCACGUUUGGUUUUUGCUACAUUGCAAACUGUAUACAGCUGUUUCUGCCAACCAGCAAAUAUGAAGUGUUUUCAGCCAUACAGCUAGCGUUCUGUCUCGCAAAUAAGAGGUCAAUCAAAAAUCAAAGCGAGAGUUUGGCAAGCAAGCAAGAGGUCAAUCAAAUAUUAAAGUUAGAGUCUGGCAUACAAAUCACUGAUGCCAAUCAGUGAGCUUUGUAUCCAGUGUCAGUAGGAUUCGUUCCAAAUGUGCCUUUUCUCCAUGACUGGGAGAUUAUAUAGCCUGGGGCACUGGUAGUUUAGUUAGUAUAAGCAAUGUGUUGUGCACAGCUGUUUUGCUUACAGUUGCCGAUAAAGUGGGUGCAAACAGAUCUCUGUAUAAUUACUGCCAAGGCAUCUGGCCUCACAUAGCACAAUGUGCAUUGCCAUGUAUUCAUGCCGCAUUCCUCAGCCUCAAUGACUUGGGGUUUACAUAAACAGCUCCGAGUUGAACAAAAAGCACUAUAAGAAGGGGGGGAGUCUGAAAAGGGAACACACUUUGUGCAUUACCACAACAAUUAUGUGUAUCAGUGGCAGGAUCGCAGCCAAGUGAAUCGAGGAAAGAUAAGAAUCAAGGAGUUUCUUUACAAACUUAACCAAGCACUGAGGCCUGCUAAGGAAGCCAAACCCUUGUUGGCUUUUCCAUUAAUUGAAGACAUACCAGCAUGGAUCUUGUUGCACUUGAUAUUUAACUCCUUCACUGUUUUGUUUUAAGAAAGGCAUAAUGCAACCUUAUAGCAGAGAAUGCAUUCUUGUGAUCCGUGACUUGGAAAGUGUAAAUAGGCUGAAAUGGAAAGAUUUGUUGAAAAACUUGAAACAUCCAAAACCUAACUCGAGUGAGACACAUUAAUUUUGUUAUAGAUGUUAUUUGCUUUGUUGUACAGUUACAAUUAUUAAUAUAGCGCCAGAAUGUUACAGAGUGCUGUACUAUAGGUAAACUAGACACACAUUUAAUUCUAACAAAACAUGUUUGACAUAAGGGAACAGUAGGUGAAGAGGGCCCUGUCCAAAAGAGCUUACAAUCUAAAGGUGCUAGCAGAUUCCUCAAGCUGUACAAUAGAAAAACAAAGAAAAAAUAACAAAACAAGGACAGACAAUGCUGGUUGACCAGAAGGGCUUAAAUGAGCUUAUAAAAGGAUAUCUGUGUCCGUUCUAGACUAGUGAAGAUAAAGCUUACCAGUUGUUUUUGAACUACAUUUGAAGAUGCUCUGCCUGUGUGAAUUAUCCUGGGGAGCCAAAUUUCAGUAUUUCUGCUGUAGGUCUAUAGCCCUGUCAUGGUGAUGGGUUUAGAUUCAUGUCUGCUUUCACUGCAGUCAGAGCUGAAUGUAGAUUCACUUCUAAGUAUCAUGCUCCUGGUAUAAAACAGAUUUCCCCACGAUCCCUACAUUUUUACAUUCGCAUUGUAGUAUUUUAGAUCUCUAAAUAGUACACGGACUCAUAUUUACACAGAUGAGCCCAAGCAGAGAUGUAAAUGAAUAAAAUACAUGUUUUUUCAGAGCAAUGAGACCUAAUGUAUGGCUCAGACACAGGUAAAUCUGGGUGGUCCCUUGCUUUCAUAGCAGACAGGUCUUUUUAAAUAGGCUGGGAUUUAGGUUACCAAGCAAAAAAGAUCUUCAUCUGAAGUGACAGACAGGCUUGCAGAACAGUGUGUUUCACGCUAUAUUUCAGACACUCUAUUAAAGGGCUCAGGAGUAUAUAUAUAUAUAUAUAUAUCAAUACUGUAUAUUUUAGAAAAUGUGAAGUGUCGUUUCUGAGAGGUUGUGCCGUCAAGUAAUGCAAGGAAGUAAAUAGAUAAGAAAAGGGUCACCUUCUAGUGCAGUCAAUGGAGGCUGAUAGAGUAAAAUAAUAAUAUUAUUCAUUAUUUGAUUUACAUGAAGCAAACAUUCAGAAUUCCCUGAGUUUACUGGAUUCUAUUUUUCUAGGGAGGAAAAAUUCCCAUUAGAUGGACGGCGCCGGAAGCUAUCGCAUACCGUAAAUUCACGUCUUCUAGUGAUGUAUGGAGUUAUGGCAUUGUCAUGUGGGAGGUGAUGUCAUAUGGAGAGAGGCCCUACUGGGACAUGUCCAAUCAAGAUGUAAGUACUAACCUGUAAAAUCAUCCACUUAGAAGAGCUACAAAGAGACCAGGACUUAGAAGUGUAAUAAAUGUGUGCAGUUCAAUCUCCCAUUAAAUUAAAAUAACGAACAUUAAACUCUGGGUGUUUAGUUAAAACACUGGUGUCUUAGAAUGUAUCUUGUCGAUAGUUUUUGUGUCUGUGAGGUUCAAUAAUUGGAACCUUGGUUGUGUAAUUAGCAUUAUUUACAUAACCAUAGCAUUUGUUAUUAAUAUUAUGGCAUCAUUAGGCAAGACAUGCUGGGAAAAAAAUAUAUAGGUGUAUAAAGUAUCUGUAAUAUUUAGUGGUUUGUUAACAAAUUCAUUACUUGAAGAACUUGUAUUGUGAAGCACUGCAUCGCUGGUGUAAUUAUUUCUUGAGCCAAUUAAAUGGCUGUCUCUUGGGAACAUUAAAAAAAAUGAUUCACUAAAUGGCUCUUUUUAAAUUAUGCAUAUCUUUUUUAAGUGAACCAUCUGGACAGACUCAUAAGGGAUCAUAUGCAGACAUCUGUCUCUGGGUGACCCACCGAAACCUAAUGAUAGCAACAAGGGAAAUUGUCCAGAUUGUAUUUUUUUUUUUUUGCAUACAAAAUGAAAAGGAAGAAAUUUGAUAUUUUUUUCAUAGAGGUUUCCUUGUCUGGAAGGUUCAAGGUGGAACUUAAAGGAAAAAUCUCUGUUUGUUCUUUGUUUAUAAACUGGUUGCUAAUUUGUUGCUGGUCUCAACUGGUAUAAUUAAAACAAAUUCUCAAAAUUGUAGUCUGUAAACACCUGGAGAUCCAGACUUUGGCCACCCAUCUUGUUAGGUUUUAAGUCCUGCAUCAGCAGUGGUUUAUUCAUAUUCUCUCAUCUAGUGGGUAUGUUGGCCGUCUUUCUCAAGUGGUUUUAUAUUGAAAACCAUCACAAUGAAAUAUGAUGCACAUACUCAGACAUAUAAAAUAUAGUCAGCACAGUAUGAGAUUAACAACCUAUACCUUAGGAAAUGCAUAGUGCAAAACCAGUAUUAUUCAUAAAUGGUAAAAGUAUCCAUGUGAUUAUAGACAUUAUUUAAUACAAAACCAAUACAUAGUGACAAAGUAGUAUAUAAUUCUCCUAAAGAGGUCACUAAAAGUGAUUCUAUUUUUUUGGAUAUUUUUGACAUCACUAAAAAAACCUGACUCAGAAACCUGCCACCCUGAAACCCUAUGAAACUUGAUACAGAAUGCUUGCUUCAUUAAAGGACCACUCUAGGCACCCAGACCACUUCAGCUUAAUGAAGUGGUCUGGGUGCCUGGUCCAGCUAGGGUUAACCCAUUUUUUAAUAAACAUAGCAGUUUCAGAGAAACUGCUAUGUUUAUUAAUGGGUUAAGCCUUCCCCCUAUUCCUCUAGUGGCUGUCUCAUUGACAGCCACUAGAGGCGCUUGCGUGCUUCUCACUGUGAUUUUCACAGUGAGAGCACGCCAGCGUCCAUAGGAAAGCAUUGUGAAUGCUUUCCUAUGAGACCGGCUGAAUGCGCGCGCAGCUCUUGCCGCGCGUGCGCAUUCAGCCCAGGAGGAGGAACGGAGGCGGAGAGGAGGCAGAGAGCUCUCCGCCCAGCGCUGGAAAAAGGUAACUUUUUACCCUUUUCCCCCUUCCAGAGCCGGGCGGGAGGGGGUCCCUGAGGGUGGGGGCACCCUCAGGACACUAUAGUGCAAGGAAAACGAGUAUGUUUUCCUGGCACUAUAGUGGUCCUUUAAAUACAAAAUGUGCGUAUAUACAUACGUGUUAGGCUUUAUUAGUGUGUAUUAUAGCAUCAUAAAAGCAAGGCUCAAAAUGUCAACACCAUUGGCGAGUGCAAAUUUAACCCCCGUCAAUGGAAUGUCAAACCUUGAUACAAUGCCAUGGAUCUUCCAGGGUUGCAGUGGCAAAUAACGUUUAAGGACUGGCUAGUACUGUACGGCUUGAAAUUUUUUAGCCUAGAUAAAAUAAUGCUGUUUUUUCAUGCAAGGAAUACUUAAAUAUAUCUUUUGAAAACUGUUGCCAUAACUGCACUGAAAAUCAACUGUUUUGGUUUGUGAUCGUAUGCCACUGUUAGAAAUAAAUGCAAUGUUUUUUUGUUAUUCAGGUCAUUAAAGCCAUAGAAGAAGGAUAUCGUCUGCCACCACCAAUGGACUGUCCCAUCUCUCUGCACCAACUUAUGCUCGACUGCUGGCAGAAAGAGCGUAGCGAUCGACCCAAGUUUGCACAGAUUGUCAGCAUGCUGGACAAGCUUAUUAGGAACCCAAACAGUUUAAAAAGGACAGGACUUGACACAUCCAGGUCAGCAGAAAUGCCUUAAAACUGACAUACUGAUUAAAUUAUUGUGUCUUUAAAUAGUAUUUUUUUAAAUAAUAAAAUGAGCUUAAUAACCCACAUUUUAAGCUGUUAUAAAAACCCUCAGACUCGAGAUUUUUCAAGCAGUGACACAAAGUGCUUUACCCUAGUAGAUUGAAAUCUGAUCGAUUUAUAAUUGUGGCUUUUUAUGAGCUAUUUUGUAUCAGGCACGUUAAAGGAAUAGGUUACAAGUCCCACUGGGAAGCAAUCAUCACAUAUUUGCAUCGAUAUGUUCAAUUAUUUAAAUGGGAGUGGAUUAUAACAAAAAACGGUUUAAUCCUUUCCUCCUUGUCCUGACCCUGAAUCCAUCUGAUUGUUUUACAUUUGUAACCACACUGUACAGCUUUUUAAGUAUCUGUGUUUAAAGAUAUUGAUUGGAUACUUUAGAAAGCAGGAGGAUUCCCUUGGGCAGUCAUUGAUGAGGCUCCACUGGAAAGCUUAUUGAAUUUACAGUUUUAGUAAUACGUCGCUAUGCCGGUAUUAAUCACUUUGCGGAUGUCUGAAUUUUCAAAAUGCUAAGGGGCUUACAACUAAAUGUCAGAUUUUUAUUUAUUUAUUUAUUUAUUUAUUUACUUUAUUUAUCUAUGAUAUUUUCAUCACUAAAUACAAUGUGUAGAAUGCAUAUUCCGUUAGAAUGCAAACCUAUUUGAACCAAGCCCCAUCACCUCUUGAUCACGCCCUAAACAGUUUGUCACCAUUUAUUUACAUGCUUUGUUAUACGUAUUGUGAAAUGUAUUUGUCAAAGUCGAUGGAAUAGCAAGUUUAGACAUUGUGCAACACAUUUCAUGAUUAAAAGAACAAUUGUCAAACUUUUAAGGGUAGGCUCUUUUUUAAAUAAAUGUAGUACAUGACACUAAAAUAUCAUAAUUAAAAACAAGAAAACAAAAAUACUUUCUUACGAGGGAAUUUUGGUAAAGGCUGGUUAUCUGUGCAUCAUAAGUAAAGAGGAUAUAUUGCUCAUCUUGGCCAACGAACUACUUAAGUAAUUACUUGAAAUGUCCAGUGCAGGGGAAGAUGAGGAGAAGGGAAUUCCUCAAACCAAACAUCAAAGAAGCUCUUAUGCUAGCCAAAUCCAUCCUAUGUGCUUUUCAUGAGCGUUUUGAUUAUAGAAGGGAUUAUCUCCCCAACAAGCUGGGCUUUGUCUGUUCUCGGAGAGCCCAGGAGGGUAAAAUUGAUUGGGAUCUUUUCAUUGGAAACAAAUUCAGAAUAAUAUAGUACAUUAUUCGGUGACUGGCUUGUUUUCCUAGAUAGUAUGUCUAUAUGUAACUUAAUAGAGAUUUGUUGGAUAAUCCACUGCGCUCAUUGUAGGACCACUCAGCUUAUGCCAUUUUAGUACUUGCGAAAGAAGAACACACUUUGACUAAACCCACCAUCACAUGAGUGAACAUUACACUUAUUGAUACCUUCAUAUUAAAAGACCAAGAUUGGGUUCAGACGUUAAUUUGUUCCAUAACUACUGUUCUGUUCUGGCAUUGCCAAAGGGUGCAUUUAAUGAUAAGAGGAACCUUGGUUUCAAAGGAACAUGUGGUCUGUGGUGUUAAAUGUUCUUGUUUCUGAAUAGAAGAGAAUUGUUGCCACAAAUGUAUACAGAUAACUGGAUGGAUUGUUAGAAUUAUUACUAUAUAGAAGCUUGGAUUAAAAAAAACCACACACACUCCACUAAGGAAGAUAUAAUUCGGCAACACUUAGCUAGUGCUUCUUCUUAAGGGAGUGCCAGAAAUCUCUUAAAAGAUAGUGACUUUCCCAGACAAAAGCAGUAAACUGAGUGUGCAGUCAUACUAAACAUGAAAAUUUAGCCUCUCUCAGUUUACAUAUUCUAAUACUUAAAUGCAUGAAUAUAAAACAAACCUUGAAGAUUUUUUAUUGUUAUUGUUGCCUUUUUAUGCCACACGACUACAAACUAAAAUUAAUCUGCCCACAAAAACAUGAAUGGAACAAUCUAUAAAAAAUAUAUAUAUUUAACUUUUUUAGCAGAUUGUUGAUUAUUCAAAUAGAAUGUUACUAAUGUUCUAUUCAAGAGUAGCAAUGUUUUGGAAUUUCUGAUUAUGACAAAAAUGAAAAGAAAGAAUACUGUUUUUGUAACCCAUUCAUUGUUGAUAGGCCAUCUAGUAAACUGGUUCAAUGCCUAGCACCAUUUGUCCAACUGGUCAAGUCAGUGGCAACAAUAUGGGUCCUACAGUUUGAAUGUUCUUUAGUAGACAAAAAACAUCCGCUUUUGGAUAUUGAACAUGCAAUCCAACGUUAAUGAACUUUCAUAGAAUGUUUUAGGAAAUGACAGUAUGUGGAAUAUGUUGUUUGCUCUCCUUUUGAUAAAUCUUCACUAAAUGCAGACGGUGUCUUAUUAAGUUUCUUUUUCUUCUGAAUAUGGCAGAACAAACACGGCUCUGCUGGACCCAAGCUCGCCUGAGUGGUCCCAGGUGGUGUCUGUGGUGGAUUGGCUGCAGGCCAUCAAGAUGGAAAGAUACAAAGAUAACUUCACAGCGGCCGGAUACACCAGCUUGGAGGCAGUCGUGCAUGUAAAUCAAGAGUAAGUAAAUAUAAUCAGAUACAUUUACUAAACAAUUUUAGAUGGAAUGGGUGAAAGAAAGGUGUAGCGUUCUCUAUGUAAUUAACAAAAAUAUAAAAAAACAAAAACAUUUUUCGGUGUGCCUCAGAACCUUACAUGUUCGUAAUUAACAAAUAGUAAUAGUACUUUAUGUAGUAUCUUGACACAUGAUAGUAGCAAUUGCCAGGAAUGCAGAAAUGGGAGUAGAAUCUAUGGGAAAGUGGCGAGUAAGGAGUUGACUGUACUUUCAGGGCUUUAUGCCGAAUUGCUAGCAAAGAUUUUAUGGUCUUGAAAAGGUUGUCUUUAUUGGUGUCAUUUUUUGUUUGUUGUUGGGUGGUGGAAGGUAAAUGCUGGAUAAACCUGGUGUUAAAAAAUAAAUCUUAGUUCCAUUGUUGCCCGGAAACUUAUAUUCUUUUAGGUUUGUCAGCUUUGGCCAACGUUGUGUAGCAUAUUCCUUAAAUGUCACAAAACAGUUGAAUUAAGAUAGAAUUUCCUUUUUUCCUCCACGUAGUGACCUAACAAGGAUUGGCAUCACUUCCCCUGCACAUCAGAAUAAAAUCCUGAGCAGCGUCCAGGGAAUGAGGAACCAGAUGCAACAACUACAAGGGCGAAUGGUUCCUGUCUGAAAGGGCACGGCACCAGGCGUUACACACAGAACUCUUGAAAAAUUAGUUUACCUCAUCCAUGCACUUUAAUUGAAGAACUGCACUUUUUUUACAUUAUCCUCACCCCAUUGGACACAGGACUCUUUUAUUAUCUGGUGGUGAGAUGAAAACCAUGAAACACAAAACGUCAUUUGUGCCACACCUUCAGUCCAUCCACAUAUUGGCGACACAAGGAUUAAAAAUAAGUUCAGAAAAGAAGAGGGCACGGACAUUUUGGAAUACAGUAAACAUAAACAAUGAAUUUGUUUUACCAGACUUUACCUAUCUUCCUGUGGAUUGUUUGACUUGUGACAUGGACACCUUUUUACGGAGUGAAUCAAAAUGUCCCUUGUCACCUAUUGCUAGAUGCAGACCAGUAUUGUGGGGAGAGAUUGAGGGACUUGGGAGUAGAAGACUAUGUCUUACUUACAGACUUUGAAAAAGCCUGAUCCCUUGCCGGCCCUGAGGUUAUCUUGAGAUAUUCAAUGAAAACCAGUGGGUUGUGGAAAACCUGUUCUCACACCAAGGUGGCAAAUCUACCACCCCUCCCAUUUUUGCAUAGACUUGCUGAAGAGAAGGGUAGAUAAAGGUAAAUAUUAAAUAUAUAUAAAUAUUUUUGCUCCUCCUCUGAUAAACCAGAGUUGUGUAUAUAUGUAGUUAACAAUUUGUGAAAAAAUAUACAGUCUUUUAAUAGCGUCUGGCUUGGCAAUCAAGCCACCUAAUGGCAUCAAUGUACCUUUUUUUGUCUCUUGGUCUAAUUAAAUCAAGGUAAAUCUAUUAGUAUUUCUUCAUCCUUUACUUUAAAUUUUCUCAUAGAAAUGACACUAUGAAAGAAUGGGUGUUUCAUAAGCACAGAAUGGCUUACAUUAUGCCAAUUUCAAUACCUGACUUGUUCCUUUUUCUUUUUCCCAGGGAAUCCGCCCUAAUUUCCUUUUGUGCUCUAUGGAAAACCACAAGAUAACUAUACAGCACAGCAGAAUUUUCACGCUUUUUAAUGUGUCGGACACGGCUCAGUGAAUUUGUCUUGUCACAAAACUCGCUACUGUUUCUCCAGCAUGGAAAAAAAGGGAUUAUCCUAAAAUCUACCAGAACCCCUAGGUCUUCCUGUGUAUUUCACUUCCAGCCUCGUGUCUGCUUCUAAUGAUGCCACAAGCAUUAGGACUUUGGAUAUCAUCUGAUAGUUAUCACUCCGGACCAGGGUGUUCUGUUGCCUUCAGUAAAUCCAAGGGUGGAUUUAUACUGUCUUCUCCAGUAUGCUUUUUGUUUUCAUUUUUGCUUUGUGUUUCCACAAAAAGAAUACAGUGGCACUUCAGAUCCAUGUCCAAAACCAGUUUUCGUUUUUUUGUUUUUCCGCUACAAUGUAACAAAAAAAAAAAAAAAAAAUGAACACUGCAUUGCAUAUUGAAGAAUAAUAACGUUCUAAAGUUAACUGUUGCUCGGAACAGAACUAGAUGCCAAACUAACCUUAAUAAGGGACCCGGCGUGCCACGGAUCAACAGACAGUUUUCGCGUUAUGGGUGAAACCAUAAAGAUUUCUGAGGUGGAUGCACUCUGGUCUUGGCCUACUCCUCAUCUUUAUUGGCCUCUGUAGUAUAAUAUUACAAGAGACUUUCCUUUCAAGAUAAAAUAUGCAAUUUACUAGUUUUCAGCAUCUUCCUGGUCAUUGAUACCAGACAGCUGCCAAUUAGGUGUGAGUUUAUAUGUAUUUGUAUGUGUACGUAUAUAUGUAUGUGUAUACAUAUAUAUAUUUACAUACAUAAUUACAUAUACAUACAUUAAAACCCAGAAAGUUGUCUUUGUUUAUUAACCAGCUGUCUUUGUAUUGACUCCUUCACUUCUAAGCUCCACAGACUGGCAUAAAUGAAGGAACAGUAAUAUUGGGCAAAGGUUAUUCUUAUGUGGUUGAUGGUCACCUUUGCCUAGCACCUCCCUUUUAGUGUGUCAUCCCCACCGUGUAACUUCCACAACUCCUAAAUCCAAUGUUGUCCCCUGAAUGUUACCAAUGAUGGUAAUAAAAAGCUACUGCCAGCCAUUUAGGAUUUUGGUAUAUGUACAAGAAUGGGUAGCAAGCAUGUGAAAAAUCUGAUCAGGUUUCUCUUACGCAGUAACACGGACGUAGAUGAAGCUCUCUCCGCAUGCUGAAGUAGCAGUGCUGUUUGUUCGAGAAACUCAAAAUAAAUAGCUAGUACAAUGAGCUGUAUAUUUUCAUAUUGAGGAAUAAGUAAGCAAGUCAAUGAACUGAUACAAU
Messenger RNA from Pelobates cultripes (western spadefoot toad), 66792 nucleotides. The record is from the annotation of a GenBank genome assembly. Lineage: Eukaryota; Metazoa; Chordata; Amphibia; Anura; Pelobatidae.